AUGAUGAACUCCAGUGUCGACCUGUCCCGGAGGAAUCCGCAGGAGGAUUUCGAGCUGAUCCAGAGGAUAGGAAGCGGCACAUACGGAGAUGUGUACAAGGUAAAACUGCAGUGAGAGAAGCAGCCACACACUUCCAUUAUCGGACACGGAUUGGUUACACAUGUACUGCUCUCUUUUGCAGCUCAUCAGUAUCAUCAUGGUAGCAGAUAACGAAUUAUUUAGCAAACGUGAGCCUAUUGCAGAGCCAUUACCUCCUGUGUUUGUGUUUACUGAAGCAGCAUUCAGUCCGGUGCUGGUUCUAUUGUGAGACCCACAGCUGAUGUUGAGUCAGUGUUUUUGUUUUGGAUAUGUCGACGACAUUUUAACCAUUUAUGGUUGAUAAAUGAAGCAAAGAAACAGCCUUUGGUUUACAAUGACUAGUUAUUUGGUAAUAAUGACUAUUUUAUCCAGACUUGACUCUGACUGGUGACGAUCCAAACAGAUUUGCUCGAACAGACAUCGCACUGAUCCUAAAUGUGUGAAUAGCACAUAAUUUGUGCCAACUUGUUUAUGUCAAAGCCAUAGUAAACCACACGCAUCUUAUCUGUGCAGUGAUUUACAGUGUGUACGUUUCUAAAGACCUCCUUGUAGAGUUGUCGGGUGAUGUUUGUGUAGCCGCUAGCUGUCCGAGAACGGACGCAGUUAGCUAACCCGUUAGCAUCGGGAGGCUAGCUAGGCUUUUACCUAUUUUAUGCAAACAGUGUGACAAAAUGAGAGGGGAAAAUGUUUUCUAAUUGUGUAGGAAUGUAAAUUAAAACCAAGAACAACCCGCAGCGUCGCUUCAAAUUGUUUUAUAGCAGAUAUGUUGCUGUAUCGUUACAAGAGUCUCUCCUGAUGUGACACAGACUGACAGCUGCCUGCUUGGAUUUCCAGCUUGGCUAAAGGUCUCAGAGCUAAGCAAGCUACACCAACAACCUCAAUAUCCUCAAUGUCUGUCUUUAUUUAUUCUCGUUUUGGGAAAUGUUUUUAGUAUAUGUCGUCCUUUUAGAACUGGGAUGUGCUUGUUUUUUUGAACAGCCUGGUUAUAACAGUCGCGUGACAGUUUUUAUCUGUGGCCUUGCACUCGCAAAGGGGCCUGUACUGGGAGCACACAGCCUGCAUCCACAGGGAAAGGAAGUUCCUGAAAACCCAGCUUCAACACACUCAUGUACAUGUUGAUUGUAUGCAGUACAGAACAAUUUUGACUUUGGUCUGACAAAACAAUGGUUUUGAAAUAAACCAAAAGAAAUACUAUGAUACUGUCACACCUAAUGCAGAAUUAAUAACAUCUCUGGAAACAGUCAAAAUAUGCUCGCAAGCAAGACCUGUAAGCAAACACACAUGCAGGAUGGUGUUGGUGUUACAAAUGCACAACUGAACAUCUUAGAUAUUAGGAAACAUUUUAAAGGGAUAUUUCGGUGUAAAAUUAAUUUAGGGUCAAACACACUGCAACAUCGAGUUAGACAACCCCACGAGAGAUGAAUGUUGCAGAAUGCUUGCCUCUCUAGUUAUAUCAACUUUAGUAACAACCACACGAUAGCAAUCCACAGUGGUCUGAGGAGCCAUAAACAAACCUCAACCAAAAACCACUUUAUAGCCACAAAUAAUGCUCAGAAAAGCAUCUCACUUCAUCAACAGUACAUACAGGGUCCUAACGACAGCACUAGCCAUUAAACAUCUUUUUAUCUUUUUGGCUUUGCCUGAUUUCUUUAGCAAAGAGACUAAACACAACUCAUCUACUCUCUUCCAGCAGCCGCUUGUUUGUAUGGAGACCACCGGCCAGUCCUUUACGGACUGCUGCAGGGUGAUGCAGCCCAAGGAAGAACAUUUAUGAUCAUUUCUUUAUCAUUUCCUUGAAGUAAUAAUCACCAUAUCAUUUUGCACUGCAGAUGCGGUAGUUCUUCUACCUUAGCAUCUCGGUCUGAUUGUAUUUCCAUGAAGAAUUGAUCAUAAAUGUUCUUCCUUGAGCUGCGUCACCCCGCUGUAGUCCGUAAUGGGUUGGCUUGAGGUCUUGGUACAGACAAGCGGCUGCUGGAAGAGAGUAGGUGAGUUGUGUUUAGUCUCUUUGGGAAAUUAAUUAGGCAAAGUUAAAAAGAUGUUUGAUGGCUAGUACUAUGGCUGGGAUCCUAUAUGUACUGUUGAUGAAGUUAGGUGCUGUUCUGAGCAUUAUUUGUGGCUAUAGAGUGGCUUUUUGGUUGAGGUUUGUUGUGUGGAGACGUAGACUGGUGAGUACUGCUAUCGUGCAGUCGUUGCUGAAGUUGGUAUAAGUAGAGAAGCAAGCAGUCAGCAACAUUCAUCUCUUGAGGGGUUGUCUAACUCGGUGUUACGGUGUGUUUGACCCUAAUUUAAUUUUACGCCAGAAUAUCGCUUUAAGUGUUAAACACCUAUUGUGUUAGAUUAGAAAAGAUUAAAUGAAAUUUAGACAAAAGAGAAAUAACAACUAGGUAUGUACAGCAUGUAAUUAAAUUAUGUAAUAAUGUCUUAUUCUUGAUAUUAUUGAAUAACAAUAAUACACCAAUCUUCCCUGUUUGUAUGUAGCUCUCUUUAGUGUAUCAGUCAGGGUAUGAAAGUUAAACAUCAACACACUUACCAUUGUGAUUGUUUGUGUCUCACUCACUCACUCUGCUGAGGAAUUUAAUUUCUCUGCUGCGUUAGAGAGAGGCUCCUGGCAGACACAAGUGUUAUUGAACUUAUAAUGGGAGCCGAUGAUGUUUGGUGAACCUCUGGGCUCCUUAUAGUUAAAUACAUGCAACAUGUAUAGAAAUGUGAAUGAUUCACAAGCUUUGAUUAGCUGAAAACCUUGCUACUUGUCACUAGUUCUUACCUUUUUUGUGUGUGAUGCAUGGUUCCCUCCCUGCUGCUGCUAAUCUGGUUUGUUUCUAAUUUAGGUUCAGUAUCUUGCCUUGUUGCAGACACACAGGUCUGACAGGACCUCUUCAGUAGGUCAGCAGCAGCUCAGAGCUAACCUGUCAUAAACAUGAUACAGCAGGGUAGAGUUUUCAUGUUUGUUUUUAUAUAUUUGUAAGAACAUAACCAAAAUUCUUCAAUAUUUUCUUUGAAUUGACAGUUAAUACUUCAUUUUGGUGUAUGAAAAACACAGUUAUUAUGGAGCUAUUAUGAGGCUUUUCACAUCAGUAGGCGUUUGAAUUGAUAAGGACACUCUCAGGGAUCAAACCUGAAACCAGGGUUUUGUAGGAUGUGCCUCCAAGCAGCAGGCCACUUGGUAAACCUCACUGAGUGAUGCCUAUAUUUGGUUCUACUGCUGUGUGAAAAUCUGUGGCUUGGAUAGGAAUGUUUGAGCAGGAAACAAAGUGUGAACAGGAGCUGGCUUGUUUUCGCCCCUGUUUGUGACUCUUCCUCUUGGUCUGUAUCAGUCAGAAGCUAAGGGGAGAUUGGCUCAUUGUCAGACUGGCCUCUUGGACAAAGUGUCGCCGGUUCAAUUAAUUAAAGAGUUCCUGUCGGAACUAGUCUGCACGAGUUUACAGUACUUUUUGAGCUACCAAUACUGUAUGCUGAUAGGCAGUGUUAGCAAAAUCAGGAUAAUUUAAUAAAAAAAACUCUGGCCUGGGUUCUGCUAUUUCUGUCUGAACUGCAUCCUAAGAAGAGUGUGAAACACCUCAUCAGCAUUCAGAGAAUUCAGUAGCACAAAAAGUCUCCAUUGAAACCUCCACUAAUGAAUUUCUAAAGUCGCUCCUUAAGGCAGAGUGACAUUUACAGACCCCUCGAGCUGUUUAGUAAAGAAAGGAAACUAAAGCAUGCAGGGUUGUUUAAUUCAUCAAGUUUCACAUAUAUUACCACUGUACUGUGUUAUUUUGAUUCAUAUUCAAAUCACAUCUAAACAGAAACAAAAAUCAGUUCCCUAUAGAGAUUCAUGGAGAAGCUUACAGCAGCAGCUGAGCAGUUGAACUGCUCAUCAGAGCCUGGUGUAAAUAACCACAACAGUUCACCUCCACAUGUGAUUAACUGUUUCUGCAGACAAAUCAUUAGCUAAGUAUCGAUAUUGGAGGGUAGCCACUCUCUCCUCUUGUACCGGAGGUGGCAGCUGCACUGAGCAAUUUCCGAUCUUUAAACCUUAAGGUUGCUUUUCAUGGAAGGAAAUGGUGUGAUUCGCUUGAACAAGCAUGCAAAAUAUUCUAUCAUGAUGCUAGCAAACUGCCCUGCACAGCAUGCUUGUGUUUACCUGAUUUUACUCUUGAGUGACUUUUUAGACCGAGAGGCACCAAAACUACCGGAAAGCAAUAUUUUUCAUUUAAGGGCUUAGCUUUAAAAAAACAAAAAACAAACACCCAGCUAACUCACUGGCUUUAAGGAUACCAUUUGUAUCGAUUUGUCGAUUUCUCUCUUUUGUGGUCCCAUUUUGUCAUUGAAACUGCUUCAAACACCCUCAGUAAGUACCAGAAUCAGCUCUGUCUUUUGCUCUGCAGCCGAGAAAACCUGCUGCAAUAGCUACCCCCUCUUUCUCUCCCAAGACCCAGCACAGGCUGAGUGAGUAUUUAUCAAUACACAGCAGAGUGAUGUAACUUCUGUUGUUGAAAUAGGAUGACUGACUCGUUUUCUCAAGGUGAUGUUGCUAACGGUCUUCAGAUUGAGGAAGUUUCAAGUCAUACAAGGAGGGUACAGAUCAGUUAAUGAUGAAUCCACUUUGGCAGCAGCAGAGGUGUGUGCGCUCCUGGAGCUACAGUCACCUGGAUAUUUUUGGAGUUGACGUAAAGGGCAAGCAAUGUAACCAGUGAUUGUUGAAUUGUCCUGUUUUUACUAGCACAUUAAGACAAAUAUCUGAAUGAUAUGGUUACCGUGGGCAUGAAUUUAAUAUAAACACAAUGACCCAACUAAAACAACACAUCUUGCCAGACACGAAGCAGAAUUUCUUGCUGAAAGACCAACUCUGAUGAAAAUCAUGAUUUUCUUGUCAUCUACAUGUUCAUGUGGCAUUUUACUGAUGCUACAGGACAUGUCAUGAGAAAACUUAAGUGCAAAACUGUAUUUCUGAGUAUCUCUCCACUCAAAUUGCUGUGAACCUCUCGUCGACCUAAACGGGAGGCUCAGACUCAGUGGGAUAUCCUAUGUCACAAGUCCAAACUCCACCCCCAGAGCCCUGCUAUGUAGACCAGACCCCAAGAAGUGGAGAGGACAAUUGUAGAACAAAUAUGUGCAUUAGUGGUAGGGCUGCAGCUAUUGAUUAUUUUAGUAAUCAAGUAUUCUACCAAAUAUUCCAUUGAUUAAUCGAGUAAUCGGAUAGAACAUAAUUGUUUUUUGUUAAUGUGCAAUUAUUAAUAUACAACAUAAAAUAAGACAUUGAACUUAAUAAUGAACCAUCAGUUGUUAUCAUUUUUUAAAACAAGAAAUGCAGAACAAGUGUGUGCAUUAGUGGAUUGCAGUACUCUAAAGAAAGGUAAUAAUAAUAUUGACUUUCAUCAUGCCCCUAAAGACAUUCGUGUCGGAAAGCUGAAUAGCUCCUAUGUUACCUAUUUCUACUUCUACACCGGCAAUGUUAGGCUGCAAGCUACCAUGAAAAGGAGUGUGCAGAGCAGCGCUGUCUCCGCCCACGACUCAGAGGUAAAUUGCUAAUGAACUACAGGAGCUCUGCAGAAGAAAAUUCCCUCUUGUCAUUCUUUUUUCCGCCCUGCAAAACCAAAACUGCGUUUACUCCUCCUUCUACCUUGGUGACGUAAGCGCGUUGUGUCUCCUUGAAAAUGAUCAGUGCAAAACAAUGACAAUUUGAGUUUAUAAACUAGCAAUCGAAACAGAGAAGAUUCCCAGAUUAUUUUUUAUAAUCCAAGUACUCGAGGAAUCAUUUCAGCCCUUGUUAGUGGAUUGCAAUGCUCGUCAGAAAACUAAUUUUGAUAUUAACUUUCAUCAUGUCCCCGAAGACAUUUGUGUCCGAGAGCUGAAUAGCUCCUAUGUUACCUGCCACUUCUGCUACACCGGCAAUGUUAGGCUGCAAGCUAGCAUGAAGAGGAGUGUGCAGAGCAGCGCUGUCUCUGCCUAUGACUCAGAGGUGAAUUGCUAAUGAUCUACUGGGGCUCUGCCAAAGAAAAGUCCUUGAAAAUGAGACAGGUAACGUGACUUUUGUUAAAACUUCACAAUCACAAUUUAAAGACCAAUGAGUACACUUUAAGUAGUUAAAAAAAAAAAAAGACCAGAGUGGGACUUAAAACUUUCAUAGACUGGAUUAAAGUUGAUCAUGCUGUCAGAUUGAACAAGGAUAAAAAGCCUUGGUUUGACUCAGAUACUCAAUAAUUCUUCUCCAAAGUGACAGAAUCUUUCACCAAUGGUCAGUCAGUCCUGAAUUGCUUUCUGUAUAUUUUUACUUGAUUUUAUGCAGGACUAGUGUCGUUAACUGAGGUGAAUGUGGUGUGUUAACAGUUUCCUCUGACCAGACCUCAGUGUAUGUGGCACAGCUGGGCAGCCAUGCUCCAGGAAUGCAGGACUCCUUACUUCCUCUGAGUGUGUGUGUGUGUGUGUGUGUGUGUGUGUGUGUGUGUGUGUGUGUGUGUGUGUGUGUGUGUGUGUGUGUGUGUCUGUGUCUGUGUAUGUGUGUUCAAUUCAUGUCCUAUUGUUUCACCAAUGUACAGCGCGCACACUCACACGCCCAGCCAGAUGGUUGUAUCUCCGCUCACAUAGACACACACACGUUCACAGAUGUCUGCAGAGUCACAAUCAAACCAUCCUGUUUUUGUCGCUGUUCCUCCAGUUGUUUUCUCACUCAGAUUGGGGACUGGUCUUGGCUCUUUGCUUUGGAGUCCAGUUCAUGUUCUCUGCAGAAAUUUGUCUCGGCGCCACCAGUGCUGUGACCAAUGAAAACUCAAAUGGUUACACAGAAGUAGGGCUGGGCGAUAUGGCCUCAAAUCAAUAUCACAAUAUAUUUUGCAGUUCACCUCGAUAACGAUAAAUGGACGAUAACUACUUCGCAAGCUGCUCACCCCCUCCCACAUUAACCUCGUCUACUUCAGCCGCCGCUCCAGCUGCUACAAAUUUUGAACCGUCCUCCAUCUCCUCACCUGUCUUUCCCUCUUUGUUAGGGACUAGAUGGGGUGGAGUCAUGUCCCUGAUGUAGGACAGCGUCUUAAAGGGACAUGAGACCAUAGCCUACCUACACACAUCCAAAACCAACUUUUAUUUAUUCAUGCCUUUGACACAAAAUACAUUGACAUGGGCAAAAUGAUGUUGGUUAUAGUCGUAAAUUCAGGUGUCGGUAAAUUUUUGCUUUAUCGCCCAGCCCUACACAGACGUGAGAUCGAGGUGAAGUGGCAUUGCUCUCAACCAGAUUACAGUGUCAUGUAUGUUUUUGUAACUUAUAUAGGAGGAGAUCACCAAUCAUGAUACAAACCUGUUAUGUGGUUCUCUUUAGAUAAGUGUCAGUUUUCUGUAUGCCUUCUCCUGCUCGGAGAACUUACUUACUGCAGUUUUCAUGGAAAUAACAGGGCAUGUUAGGGAGUAGCUAUAUUUUUCAAACUUAAAUUUUAAGUUUGUCAAGUCAAAUACAACAUACAGCAUUUUCCCCCCCUAUCAAGUACUCACUGGCUACAAAACAUGGAUGACUGUCAAUGUGCAGCAUGUUUGGAAUUCAGACACAGGACGUUAUCACACUUCUCUGCAGGGUGGAUCACCAUGACAGAAUUCAAGGUGUGUGACAGGUCAAGUGUCCUCUUCUUACACAUUUGGGUUGUGUUGAUGCAGUUUAACAUAAAAACCUCAUUUUAGGCUUAUCUUAAGGCUGAUUAUCCUCCUACUGAGUAUCAUCAGUAUACUGUUACGUUGUAAAAGGCAAAUUAAGAUUGUUGAAGAAGAGGCCCAUGUUUCGACCCACCCAAAGGCAGCCCUAUGGGGCUAACAUCUAUCCACAUAUUGACUCAUUUAAAAUAUCAAAACACCUUCAAAAGUUCACAAUAGAUUUAUUAUACCAAAAGACAAAAAAUGUAAUAUUUCAAAGAUUAACCAAAGAACAAAUUAACAGAUCAACUAAACACAAAGAACCCAAAACACAAAUGAGAGGCAGCAGCGCAGCAAGUCUCCACUAAAUUACUCUGCCUCUACUGCAGGCAGCUCUGGAGGCCUUUAAACCCUCCAAGAGCAUUCGAAGCUGACUUCCAAUCAGUGACUUCACCUGGGCAGAGCUAUGAAAGGCAAAAGGGGGGAAGAAAACACAAGCAUACAGCCGUAACACCCAUAUAUUUAAAUAUCAAAUAUUUUACUACCGAAGAUAUAAUGCAGAAAACAUUUCUGAAGAUGAUUGAAUUUUUGUGUCAUGCAUAUUAUCGUUUGUAUUUUUCAAUACUUGCAGUGCUGUUUGCAGUACAUGCAGGGAUCACAACAGAUCUGAAGGUGGUCUGCUCUAUGCCAGGUUUACAGUUUAUAAUAAUCUCUGAAGUAAAGUUAACUGAUUAAAAAGAAGCCCUUUUGUGGCUUUUGCAUAGUUAUAUCAAGGUAAAAGUAGUGCAGAGGCCAGUCUUCAUUUUAGUUGAAAUGUCUGCAAGUAUUGGGUAUCAUUGUUUCCAUCGAAUUCCAAAUUUUAUCAGCCUCACCAAAAAUCUAUAACCCAGAGCAGCAUUACAGAGUAACUGUGACUGAAUCCAAAGGCAGAAAAUGAAAGAAGUCUUUUUUUUUUGUUGUCUUGGUGUUACAACACCCAAGCCAAAGAAACAGAAUCAGUACUGAGAGAGAUAGUGGCAAAUUAACAUCUGUAUUAUAAUUUGGAAUUUUCUCUCUCUGAAAUUGACAUCUGUAAAAAUGUCUCAACAACUCCUAUUUGGGCCAAAUCCUACAUUAUUAGGGGUGGGGAUCACCAGUGGCCCAGCGAUACGAUUUUAAUUGCGAUUUUUAACAUUUUGCGUUACAGUGAGUUUUGCGAUACAAUAUAUUGCGAUAUAUACAAUUCUUUCAACUGUUUUAGCUAAUUUAGCAUUUGUCUUUCCUUUAUGUUGGUUUUAUUUACACAGUAUUUUGUUUUCAUGUAGCACAUCUUGCAAACCUCAUGUGUCAGGUGCAUCUCAAUUGUACUCCGCUUGCAUUCCGAAUGUCUUUCCCAUGGUGGCGCUAAAUUUGUUGCACUAACUUUCUCCUGCUCUAUGAUGUCACCUCUGCCAACCUCACUGGACAAACAGUUGAUUUUAUUUUUCCAUUAUCAUAGAUUUGACUUCAUAUUAACAAUUAAUUUGAUAAAAUCAAUACUUGGUAAAUGAGACGACACGAUACAUCACCAGACAAAAUAUUGCGAUACUAUGCUGUAUCGUUUUUUUUCUCCUACACCUAUGAUAUAUGCUUGAGUUUCUAGCAGCAAGCUGAGGUUAAUAAACUCUUCUGAACCAUGUGAUUGACUGGAACCCAAAUAUCUUCCUCUGUCAUUCUGUGGUGGUUGCAUGAGUUAUCUGUCACCUCCACUAAAACCUCCUGUCACUUCAAGUGGCCAGAAAGACAUUAGGUCUCUGAGACUUUUUGAGGCUUUGCAACACCUUUGUGUUUAUAUCUGUACUCUGUUACAUCUGCCAGACUGGUUCGUUAAGUCUUGGCACCAUGUAAGUAAGUACAAUUGUCAAAUCCUAUUUUGAGAUUGUGUGCUCAUGUGAUGGAGCACUCAAAGCAGACCAGAGUUAAAUAAUUGUUUUAAUACCGGCUGACUGCUUCUCAGGAAGCAUUUUUGUUACCAGUGACAAGUGCCAGGAAUAAUUUCAUCAGGUGUCUGAUUUGUGUAGUGCAACUAUACACACUAUACAUACAUACACAUUCAAAGUGUUUGUGUGGGUCCGUGUAGCAGGAGAGUGUAAAAUUUGUGCUGCUAUGUGACUUUGCAGGCUGACACCAAAUGUGGAUACCAUUUGUGCAAAGGCACAAUCAAUCAUUUUUAUUACAUUUAACAUGAUGUGCAAUAGUGACUUCAGAAACAACUUAUAAUUUAAAGUUUAUGUCGCGUAGGGCCAGUGCAUAACAAUAAAAACCUACUUUUGGCAGCACCAGGGGGAUCUUUUGCCUCCUGCAGUGAUUCCUCUUGUUUGCUGCCGUGAUUUUCUUUCAGCCCAUGAGCUGACGGAGCCCAUAGCUCGCUCCAUGAGCAAAGAGCUUUUUAAAUUCUUAAUGCUAGACCAAGUGACUCUGCUGGGUUGAUGAAUUUGUGGUAUAUUUAUAUAUUUAAAAGAAAAAAAAAAACUUUGUUAAAUUGAAAUGGCCCUGGGAGCGUGUGGAUGAUUCUGGUGAGUGUGUGUGUGCAUUUGUUGGUGUUUUGCUGGAGUGAGUGGGCUUUUUUUGAAAAAACGGGAUGUGUUCAUAUAAAACACUUGAUUGCAGGCGGCUUUUCACCUCACCUGUUCACCUCUUGAGUGGCCUGUGUUUAUGUAGCUGAGCUGUGAAGCUGUGAAAAGUAAACUUUUGUUGGAGUAAACCAGCUGCAGAGCUAUUUCACAUUAAACACUAAAACUCUGUUUCAUAAUAUAUGCCUUGAGCUGUAUUUAAUAACUUUUUGAUGAACUUGUUGAAUCUUUUUUUCUUCGAUGAAUUGAGGAGUAUUUCUCCAUGUUGAAAAUCACAUUCACAGGAAUCCAUAACAGGAUAUCUUUGUGACAUUGAAAAAAAAAGCCAGACUUGUAUGAAAAUGACAUUUCUUGUGAAGUUCACCAUCCAUGGUAAAUGAAAAUUUCUCUGCUUGAGGCUCUGUGUAACUUUAGACCUUGUCUCUUUCCAGCAGUCGUAUUGAGUAGUCACUCAGUCAUAAUUUCUUAUGGAAAUUCUAUUCCUCUGACAGUUAUUAUACGGACAGCACCUUAAACACAUUAUAGUGUAACCUAAUGUCUUUACAUUAAGAUAGCUUACUGACUUUUUCUCACCUUUGUCAUCUCUUAAAACAGUGAAACAGUAAUACUUCCACUCGCCAGAUUUCUGAGCUGCAGGAGCAUCCACAGUAUCAAAAUCUUCACCCCUAACAUGAGUGUUCACGAUUAUUUAGCCAGUGGUCUCUGCAGUUACCUUUUCCUUCUGUUCUGCUCCCUGACAGUUGGACAAACCAUGCUUUCGCCUGGAAGACCGACCGAUUCAUACUAUCACAGGCCCACGCACUUUCAGUCUCAGUAUACCCUAAUACUAGGGGUGUCCCAAUUAGGGAUGUGCCGAUAUACUAUUUAAUCCUGAUAUACGAUAUUAAACGACCGGGAUGAUUAGAUCGUAAGGUACUGUAAUAAUCGUCCCACAAUUAUAAUUUAAAGAUGAGUGGCAGCGUCACUCAGUGGAGGCGAGCGAAGCCGAGUAUUACCAACCUAACCCGCUUGUAGUCUUACCCACGGUGUCAAAGCCUUGGUAGCAAAAUGUACAAACAAACAAACCACCACAAAAGUAGUCCCAAAUCCAAAAAAACUCUUGAAUUAAGUACAUUAAUUCCAGCCUAACAUGCGUGGCCACCCACAAUGCAUUGCGGCCACUCAAAGAACUGUUGGAGCGUGUCCACAAUGCAUCCCAUUCGCUCAUUAGCUUCUUAAAAUGGAGGAGAUAUGAUCUGAUAUUUUAAAAAACACAAGUAUUGGAUCAUGACAUGUCAAAUGGAGCAGCAAACUUUCGGUCUGUUUUUAUGUCCCAAAAAUGCACAUACAGAGGCGUACUUGGGUACAUAAACUUUACAGUAAGCUGUCAAGGUAGAGAGCAUUAUAUUUUCGGGACUGCAAAUAUUCCGAAUCAGAGGGCUAUUGUUUUCAGCUUAUCUGAAUAGUCUGAAUGAAAUCAUUAAAGGCACAGGAUUUUGGUUCUUGAGAGAAAAAGCAGACGAAUUUUAAGAAGCAAUGUAUUGCUACUCAUCAAAGGGUUACUGCCUCUUUUAAGGUGUAAUUCUCAGUAUCAUGAAAAAGGUUCAAGGUGAAUUGAAUGAACAAACAGAAAUUUAAAAAAAAAAAACAGCAAAGGGCUUUUAGCUGAGCACAUUUGACUUUGCAAGGGGCUUUUAAGUGAGCACAUCUGACUUAUUAAAUGAAGCACAAUGUAGUUUAUCCGAGUGGACUUACCAUAGUGUGACGUCUUCAACAGGCGCUGGGCCCCGGGCUGAUCUGCCAGCCCGAGCACAUCUGGUAGAGUGCUGGUAUCUGAGAUUUUAGAUGCAGGCCAAUAUAAUUUAAUAUUCCUAUUUUUCGCUGAUAUGGGACCAAUAUCCCAUCCCAUAUCAAUAUCAGAUUGGGACAUCCCUAAUCUAAUACUGACAAUACAAUUACAUACCUGGAAAAAUAUAGAUACAGAAUAUUAAAAAAAUGUCUUUAGCUCACUCUCAAUUAUUCAGAGAAAUUUCAAAUUUAAGAAGGCUCUUAACCAGUAAAGAAAGAAAAUCUCUUAUCUGACAAUAAGGGUUCACAUGACAGCAAUGAUACAAAAUUCCAGGAGUGAGGAUCACUAUCAUUAUUUCAAUCAGGAGAAGAAAAAAAAAACACCCUGACCUUACACACUAUCCUUAGGUCAGGGUAGCUUUGAUCGUUGAAGAAAGUUACCUGAAAUAAACUUUUAUCUUUUGGAAAGAUCUCGUCAGUGGAACUGAAUAACCAACGACUGUUUCUGUGAUUGUUGCCCCAGGCUGCUUUCACACUAACCCUCACUGCAGUGGAAAUGCUGAGCGGCUAUUUCAGCAGAAGGCUUUAAGUAGGCUGCUUUUACAUGUACUGUGUUUGUUUAUGUCCUCCCUCUGACUAUAUUUGAGUAAAACAGCUUUUAGUGAGCCUUUCUUAUCAUAAAGGCUUUGAUAUGUAAAGAAACAGAAUAAUGAUGAGAGAGUGUGCAAUUGUGAUGUUGUUAUAACAAAGGCAAGUCUAGAGGGAAACUUUUUCCUAUUUCUUCUGACAAAAGGUGACAAGGUAGAUGGGCAAAUUAUAGAUUUAUAGUGUUAUCAGCUUUGUGAAAUACUUGAUCUCUCAGAACUCUGUGAAAAUGCUUUUUCACAGGCGGAUCAAAUAUGCAAGCAUACAGCACCCACCGGAUCCGAUCUGCUGCAGCAAGUGAAGGAGAAGUGCUUGCGAUAUUACCUAUAUUUCUCACGAGACUGGAUAAAAUCUCACGAGAUCAUGCGUGUUUCACCGUGAGACAUUGAAUGAGGUUGGCGGCGAAUAUACACACACAUCCCACAACCCCAGCCCCUCUCAUUAUCAUGUGAAGAACAGUUCAACGUAUUGACUUUAUUUCAUUUUGAAAAUAAACCAGAUUUUAUACUCUGUAGCCGAAUACAACUUCCGCUGCUGCUCGUGCUGUGCUGCACUGAGUUGAUGGGCUAUGCUGCGGCGGGCGGCAAAAAUACAAGCCUUGCGUAUCUGAUCCAACCUUCGGAGCCGAUCCACAGCAGAUCCAGAGGGCGGAUGGAUUGUGUUGAAUCACACACACUGAUUAUAAUGCUCACGUAUUUGAUCCGCCUGCCAUUCCGGAGCGCAGCACAGCCAUUACGGAUCCUGUGGGAUUUAGCCGUGACAGUGCAGCAUUGCUCGGACGACCUGAUCCCAUGUGUGGAUUCAUAAAUCUAUAGUCCAGCACAAGUCACCUCUGUUUGAAGAGUGAAGACACUGUGGCAAAAAUGUUAGUUUCUGUUUGUGUUCAAAAACAAACAAAAAAAAAACAGAAAAGGAUAUUUUUGAUUUAUUCUUUGAUUUAUUGGAGGAGCACUGAACUCUGAAAGGGAAGAAAACAGUGAGAGCGGUUACAACUGAUUCAACUUUGAAUGAAUGAAAAAUAGAAAUUUGACUGCAGUUAGUCUGAAAGCCUUUUUCCCUACAAAACUGCAACCAACCAUGAAAUCAGGAUGAUUUAAAGAGCUUUUUUUUUUCUUUUAUACCCCAUACUUCCUCUCUGAUAUCUCUUUAAAAGCUCCACAUGAUUUUCAUUAAAAGAGUCUUGUGUUUCUCACUCUGGUGUAUUAAAAUAUCAUUACUUCAGUCUGUGUCUGGAACGCUCUGUUUUAGCCGUUGUCUCUUUAAGGCUGUUCACAAAUUAUCAUUUUAUAACAGAAUACACUCCUAAUAAUCUUUCAGAUGAGAGGCAAACAAUCGUGUAUUUAAAGCAAAGAGAGCUGUUAUAUAAUCCAAGUCUCUGCUUGUUCUGAUCAUUAGUGCUAGAUAAGUUCGACAGCUAAGUUACUGAAUCCUCAGACAUGAACCCCUGACCUGAGGUGACUUGUCUCUGCUGUGAAAUCCACUCCCUGACAUGACCUCCGACCUUCAUAUAAGUCAGUCAACCAGACGAGUGCACCGCCUGAACUUGACCUUGUAGCACUGCUAGCAACAGAUUACCUGUAAUGAGUCCAGGUGGUGGUGAAAGAACUUUUAUUUAGCUACAGAGAGUGCAGAGCAAACCCUGGACUGAAACCAAAUGGAGCCUCUUUUGUUGUCUUCCUCAACGUGAUGACUAGCAGAGCAUGGCUAGCUGCUGCCAGGUUGAUUUUUGUUUGUUUUUAUGGUUCGAGAGAGAGGGGGAGUGAAAUGCCACACUGAUCCUCUGCUGGGUUGACCAUAUGCUUGGUGCAUGGCAAGCAUGCACACAAACACAUGCACACACAGCCUUAGAGGGGGUAACUAUUGGUUCCCCUAUUACUGUGUGAUAUAAACCUAUAUUAUUCUUUUCUCAUGGAGGAAAAUAAAACAUUGAAGCAGUGCUUUUUGAGGAGUCUUGCCUCUCAUUAGAAGAUAAAUCAACCGUUUAUACAUUUUCAACUUGUUGUUUUCUUCCUUGGUCAAAAUUUGGCUCAUUUGUUUUUAAUUCAAAAGUACUGUUGCUUUUGGGGACAAGUGUGCUUUUAUUAUAAAACAUCCAGGGUGUCAUCAACCAUGUUACCUAAAUCAACUCUCCCAGGUUCUCUGUCAGUCAUCUGUGACUCAUCUUGUAAAAUAGUAAGAAUGAGAAGUGAAGCUGCAGUUACGCAGCUGUGAUAUGAUCAGUGAGCUCAUCAGCGGACUCUCACCAAAGUAAACCAUAUUCACUUAACUCUCUUUUAUCACCAUUCAUUCAGGCACUUGUCAAGUGUCAGAGAGUAAUUCAUUGUGCUGGUGUCAUGUGUGAUGUUGGACUAACUUCAGGAGGUCUUCAUCUGUCUUUAUGUACUUCUAGCUGCUUGGACUGGUGUUUUCAGGGACUUGUAAUCAAAACCAAGAAGUCCUCAGCCCUCUCAACCAGACGCCGGUAUGCUUCAGUCAGUCACAACAGCCAGUCAAGUCAAGUCAGGCUGUUUGUUGUUGCCACUGACAGUGGCACUGAGCUGCAUGAGUCAUCUCUGCUCUGUCUGCUGACUGAAGACAUACUGUCUCCGCUCUGUGCUUACAGUCUCUUCUUCUUCUGUUCUCUGUGACGCUCUUUGUAUCUGCUCCCUUCUUUCAUAACUCGGUGUUGUUGUGUCUGUAGUUCUUCCCUCGUGUCAGUUCUUCUUUACUGGAUCUUCCUGUUAGACUGAGGAACAAACUUAUCAUCCUCUUAGUCACAACAAAUAAAAACUAUGUUUCUGUCUUUUGUUAUUACCAAUUCAUCUCUUUCUGUCUGAUUGUUUAUACGGAUUUUCUUAAACCUUUUGGUUUUUAUUAUUAUUUUAUUGUCUCUUGUUAAUGCUGUCACUGCCUAUGCUGAGUGUGCAUUUCAGGCAGCACGUCAUUCACUUAUAGAUCACAAAAAACUUCAACGGAAUCAACGACAGUGGUGCAAGCCUUCCUUUAUUUGAAGCUAAACUUCCUACUGUUACUGCAGAGUUGUUUUAGUUCCUAAGGUCCUUUCUAUAUUCAAUGAGGAAUAAGAGAUCAAAUGGGCACAUGGCAGUUCAUGGCUGCUUCCACAGAGCUAGAGUGCUCUCCUACCUGGAUGUAAACAAGCACAGAUGAUUUUAUUUUGAUGGGCUGAUACCAAUCAUGAUUGUUGGUAAUCAAGGAAACUGCUAACUGUAAUUUAGAACCAAUAUUAUUUUGUUGUAAAAAUGUAUAUUUUUGCCUUAUUUUGAAACACAUGCUUUUAUUUUGAAAUUAGAAAAGAACCGGAGGUUGCGCAUGCUAGUUCCGUAUGCUUCACAAAGACUGAGGAGCACCUCUAGCAGCGGUGUUACCUGCUGGUUUUUUUCUUUUUUAUAUAUUUUUCCAUGCUUCCUGGUGGUGUGUGUUAUGACUGUGGGCAUGUGAUUUUAUGACAAGUGUAUUUUUGACUGUGCAGAUUGUCUCUGGGGAAAGACUUGUAUGUUGGCUGAGAAGCAGUGAUCUCUGUAUUGGCUACAGUGCUAAACAAUGCUAUUUUAUGUCACUUACAAAAGUGAAAGCAACAGCAGUCUCACAUCCAAUCAGGGGUGGCUCCCUCGAUGCAAAGCUGCAUCUAUGGUGUUGAUUGGCUGUCUGUGUAGCCAAUCAGUGGAGACUGUAAAUACAACAUAGGCUGUGUCCGAAAUGAAUCACUCAAUCCCUAACCCCAUACCCCUAACCCCCAUAUGGGCUUUCACUGUAUAGCUGACUAUGUAGUGAGCUCAAUCACCGGAGGUUUCAGACACUACAUGGUGCACCUCCAUCUUUGAAUUACCGCUGGAGACGCAAUGCAUGACGGGAUGCCCACAACCAGUGAGUGACCAUCGGAUGGUCACUACAUUUUGCAGUGCUCUAUGGGAAAUUAUGAGUCAUCUACGUGGGGCAGUGGAAUUGAUCACUCGGGUUUCGCACCCCUCAAAAUGGCGCUAACCCCCAUAUAGUCGCUUAUAGGGGUUAGGGAUCCAUUUCGGACACAGCCAUUGUUACACAGCCAAGAGGGGUGACUUCAGGCAGAGGGAGGCGGCUGUAUAAGAGCGGAACAAGUGUUUUUUGAAAUAAAUGUAUUAAAUUGGCUUUCUGUUAAAACUGGUGUUACUAGACUGGAGCUCACUGCUUGCUGUUUCCAAAGUCGUGCUUCUAGACAAGCCACUUAGUUGUAAUUAGAAUUUCCAUUCAAAUGAGCAGGAAAGUAAGUGCCUUUAUAACAUCUCUGUAAUGUUUUUUUUUUUUCAAUGAUAUAAUCUAUAAUCUGAUACAAUAAUAGAAUUUGAAGAAUAACUCAAGUUUAAAUGCUGUUGAUGUUCUUGUAACACAUGGACCCUCUAGUUCACCUCCACUCAAAGUGAACAGACAAGAAUAUUUCUGUUUGUCUCUCUGAUGUUGGAUAAAUAUACCUGUGAGCCAGUAUGAGUGCAGAUAGGGGCGCUUCUGUCAGUCCCUCCAUCGAAACCAGAGAUAAUGACACCAUAGUAUCAGUAAAUACAGUACAUCCAGAUCAUGGGUAAAACCAUCCUCUCACACAAUGUGUCCUUCCCUCACAGUCAUACUUUGCGCCUUCUUGGCCUGAGAGAAACAAGCACUUCGUGUCUCCUCUGAAAGGCCAUCUUUUAUUCAUGUAUGUUUCAUAUAGAAUUCAUCAUCUGCACAACCAGCUCUGCCGCUUCAUAUAAACACAGCUAACUAUUUAUAAAAAAUCUUGCUGCCCUCUCUUUUUUUUUUUUUCUACAAAUACCAGCUUUUCAGGAACACAGGAAAACUGUCUUCAUUUCCUGUUGUGUCAUCUCGACUACUGUGAGUUUGCAUUUGAAUGAGGGUGAAUUGGCUCUGCAGGAAUUCUGCUGGUUUGACCAGAAAAUACUAUCGGACUGGUGCUGGUGCAUCAGGCUGUAGAUGCUUUGACCAAUGACUUAUUUGUCAUAUGAUUAUGGAAAUGUUGACGGGUUUUGUAAUUGUAUGUGUGUUGUAUGUAGUGCUGCUUCUUCUAAUCUUGGCCAUGACACUUGUUAAUCUUGAUGAGGCUUGCCUGAUUAAAAAUAAUAAUAAUAACACAGUAUUCAGAAAUGUCAAGUCAACCUCUAUUUUUAUAGCACAUUUAUAAACAACCAAUGAUAAUAAUUAGUGGAAAAUGUCAUGCAUAAAAAAAUCCUAACCUCACCUAAAUUGUAACCCUGAUCCAACCUCAGUGGUGGACAUAAUAGUAACUUGAAUAAAGCAGCAGGAGAGGUUCAUCAUCUGACACACUGAGCAGCAGCUGAAAUGUUGAGCAUGAUGUGAUAGGGAUUUGCGAUUGCAAUGUCUCACAAAUGGAUUAACACUUCUUUCUAAAAAGUAUGAAGUUACAAUUUUCCUGUAGUGUUGGUGAUGCUUCCAUGCAUGUCUCCCAGCAUCACUUGUACCAGGGAUACACAGCUGUAUUUAUUUGCUUACACGUUUAAUUUGCAGGAAAAAGAUUGUCUUGGUUGUUUUUUGUCUCUAGAAAGAGUAAUCACUGAAAAAGGAUAUGCAAAAUAAGAGAUUUCUUGACAGGAGAAAUUUGGGGUGUUUCCUGAAUCACAGCAAUGUGAACUUUUUGGAACAAUCUCAUGCCGUAUUUGGUGUUAUGUAUGAAGUUGUUUCCUCUCAGCUGAUGAAAGCAUGCCUGAUUCCCACUGGAUCUUUUGCAUCAUUGUGCUUUGCAGUUGACUCCUACAGUGCUACACUGUCUGCCCAGUUUCUGUGUAAUGCCCCUUUAAACUGUUUCAUUGUUGAAUCUUGGAUGUAAACUGAAUGACCUCUCAUGACCCACUUCCUCUUCUUUUCUCUCCUUUAGGCUCGUAACGUAAACACAGGAGAGCUGGCUGCUAUCAAAGUCAUCAAACUUGAACCAGGUGAGUUUGCUCAUCUUUCUUUCUAUUUAUUCCAUUAUUCUAUCAUUUUCUUUUCAUCCUUAUAGUUUAUCCCAAUAGUUAACACACACAAACCUCUUUACUCUGAUUCUUCUCUUGACCUUUUGACCCAUCUUUUUCUCCCAUGCAUUAUUUGUCCACUCUUCUGCCUCUCCUUCCGUUUCCACUCUCUACAUCCUGUGUAAAGAAAAGAAAAAACAGUUCAGGGUUUCCCCUACAUGCAAUUGAUCGUAGUGCACCACCACGGCUUAAUAAAAGCCGCCACCCCUAAAAAAAAUUAGUUUUUAUCUCACAUUGUUCUACCUUGAACUCAUAUGUAUCAGCAGUGUUUCCCCCUACAUUCAUUCAGCAGCAGUGCAUCACCGCUGCUAAAUUACAUGCGCCGCUACUGAAAUUCCACAUGAUCAUUUAAUAUCAAUGCAGCACUAAUGAUUUCUACUCGCACCAUGUGAGCACAACAACACACAACGUUAUAUCCGACUUGUUGUGAGUCAUCAAGGAGCGCAUCAAAUCCUGUCGGACCCUCUUCUAUCAACGUGAAAGGUAACGCUCAAGCUUAUACACGGUCUGUAUAGCGAGUAGCGCGGGUAACGUAAUGUGAAUGAAACAGCGCAGCUCCUGGAGCGGCAAGAGAGUGGGGGUACUAAUGACCCCCCCUCCCCAACACACACCGCUGCUGCUGAAAAAAUUCUAGGAGAAACACUGCAGUUAUUAGGAGAUACAGAGUGUAACAGUGUUUUGUCUGACACAUUUAUACUCAUGAGUACACAGACGUCCUUUCUCAUCUGUUGCUUCUUUUUGGUUUGAAUUUCUUUUUUACUUCAGGUGAAGACUUUGCUGUUGUCCAGCAGGAGAUUAUAAUGAUGAAGGACUGUAAACACUCCAACAUUGUAGCCUAUUUUGGCAGUUAUCUCCGGUAAGAGUCUUUCAGUAGCUUAAUAAAAUGCUUGUAAGUGCAAUGAAAGUGUGUGUCAUGAAAGCGUCAUACUAAAGCGUGUAUGUGUGUGUGACUGGAAGAGAAAAGUUGAGCUUGUGUUUUAGAGAAGGAAACUUUUUUCCUGCAAUAUUUGUCCUGACUCAGAGUUUUUUGUGUGCAGGAGAGAUAAGUUAUGGAUCAGUAUGGAGUACUGCGGGGGAGGUUCUCUUCAGGAUAUCUAUCAUGGUGAGAACAACAUGCACCGUCACACACUGUAACACACAUUAUUUGUUUUUAGUAACAGUGUAUGCUUCUUUUUUCACACAUGUCUGCCUCUCUUCCUCUGUAUCCCCUGUCUCUUUCUUCCCUCUUUAGUAACCGGGCCUUUGUCAGAGUCACAGAUAGCCUACAUGUCACGGGAGACCCUGCAGGUAACAUAUUUGCUUUUAUUUAUGGUCGGUGUUAACAUGCUUUGCAAUUUUCAAUAACAGGGAUGUAGUGGUACUAGGGGUGUGCGAUCUGACGAUCUUAGAUUGUGAAGAUCUGCCAAAGCACAGAGACCGUAGAACCGACUGUAGUGCGCAUUGUAUCCCUAACGUGUCUAAAUAAAUUUCGUGAUAAAAUCAUGAUCAUGAUUUUGCAAAUGACAUGAUGUGAAAUUUCUUCCAUAUCACCCACCCCUAAGUGGUAUCAUCAAUAUCACAAUAAUGUGUAUUGAUACAGUUGUGGACCUGUGAUGGUAUCAAAUAAAAAGUCUUUAAGGCAAAAAGGUGUAGUUUGUUUCAGCCACAGUGGAGAAGAGUGGGGGAGAUAAAGAAGCUGGAGAGGCCAUCGCCUCAUGAGUACCCAUCAUUCUUUGCACUCUGUUUGCUGCUUAUGAUUUUAUAUAGCAGAAAUAGCGUUCACUGGUGUUAGUGGUGAGGAACAGAGAUGAUUAACAAACCCCAGUGGUUUUUAAACCUGACAUACAAAAGCACGGUUGUGUCACAGUGUCAAGAUAGUAGAAAGAAAAAAAAGGACAGAUAAACAACUACAACUUCUACUUUGAGCCACAUCUAAAUCAAAUUGCCAGUGCACGAAUAUGCAUCACACAGCAUAGCAUUGAAAAAAGUCAGUAUUGUACAUCGGAGCCUGUCAUUAAGCGGAUGCACAGAUCUUCCAGCUCUUCAAUAUUUAAGAUCUAAGCUCUUUCUGUCUGUCUGUCUGUCUGUCUGUCUGUCUGUCUGUCAAUGCUGUGUUGUUAUGUUGAUCAUAUGACCUUAUCUCCACAAAAACAGCCAAUAAAAGCAGCGGCUUGUGAUUGUGUUUGCAGGGUUUGUACUACUUACACAACAAAGGCAAAAUGCACAGAGACAUCAAGGUGAGUAAACAUGACCUACGAAAAAGUCUGAUUCUUGAAGCUUAAGUCAGAUCUGCUGUUUGUAACUCCCUCAUUUGUUGACCUCUUUUUGGAGAAGCUGACCUGGAAAGCUCAAGAUUUAGGUUUUGUCUACAGUCAGUUCAGCAAUCAUAGCUGUCAAAUACUGCUGCUGUUCAGUUCAAUCAGUAUGCGAUUAUUUCACAGCGAUACACUAUAUUUCAGGAGUGUUGUGUCAGACAUUUUGGCAGCAUGUUGUAAUAUUACAAAGAAUCAAUCACAUCAAACUACUAAAUGAUCACUUUAUUCGUGUAACUUGAAAAAGGCAGUCAGUUAUCUCAUUGAACAGAUGACAGACAAAUAAUCAUGAAUUCAAAGCUGCUGGCUGCAGUGAUCGUACCAACCACAUGAAAACAAAAUCAUGCUCACAAACUUCAUCUUGUUUUCUGAUUCUUGGCGUGUUUGUCUCUGACAGGGAGCCAACAUCCUCCUGACAGACAACGGCUAUGUUAAACUAGGUGAGAGGAACACACAACACUCUACUUUCCAUACAAUCUUCUUAUACUUUUUGUAUUCUACUCCCACAUCAAACUCCUCCUCAUUUUUUCUCCUCCUCCUCAUCACACCAUAGCUGACUUCGGUGUAUCGGCCCAGAUCACAGCGACCUUAGCCAAGAGGAAGUCCUUUAUUGGAACUCCAUACUGGUUAGUUCUGUUUGCUGAUCUCGAUUGGCAUGUGGAUAUUCAUGUUUAUCAUGUAUUUUAUCUAUUUGUUUAACAAAGCAGUCUUGAUAAAUUGUGUUACGGUCGGCUUAUUCACCUCUUUGUAAUGCUCAGUAAUCCAAAAAUGAAAGACCGGAUAGAGUAGCUAUUUAUUUAGAAUGACUAAGUAGUUCAUGAAAAAUGUGUGCCUCAUUCUUCUGUAUUUCUUUUCAUGCCCUCCUCCGUCUCUUUUGCCGUCUGUCUGACUCUCUCCACCUCUCGCCCUCUCUCUCCACAGGAUGGCUCCAGAGGUCGCAGCGGUGGAGAGGAAAGGAGGCUACAACCAGCUGUGUGAUAUCUGGGCUGUGGGCAUCACUGCAAUAGAGCUGGCUGAACUGCAGCCACCCAUGUUUGACCUGCACCCCAUGAGGUAGGCAGAGGAAUGUGUGCUGAGUAGGAAAUCAUGAUGAAGUGAAGCAGUCUGUCAGUGUGUGUGUGUGUGUGUUACUCAAAGUGAGUUCAGUAUGAGAGAGUCCAGGAGUCUGUUUGGGUAGUACCUUUGUUUGGAUCUGGUCAGCAGAUUUCACAGGUUGAAGUUGUUCUUUCAUUUUUCCAUAGGGCUCUCUUCUUAAUGACCAAGAGUAACUUCCAGCCUCCGAAGUUGAAAGAUAAACUCAAGUGGUAAGACAAAGACCUGCUCACUAUAGUAGAGUGUCUUUUCUGUGUGUAAAUACUAAGAUUCACCUUGAUGCUAGGCUCUGCUUUUUGAGAUUCAUCAAACUCUGUUCACAUAGCCACUCGUGAUUUUUUUUGUCUUUUUCUGUUUCUGCCUCUUUACUGGACAACAGGACAAAUAACUUCCAUCAUUUCGUGAAACUGGCCCUCACCAAGAAUCCAAAGAAGAGGCCCACAGCCGAGAAACUGCUGCAGGUGAGCAAUGAAGGUUUAAGAGUCUGAUGGGGCGUUCACACCAAGCACGUGUAAAAUCAUCUACUCGCUUAAUUUGCGCAAAUCUAUAUGCGUGACUGAAUGCGCUAUAUUCGCGCGUCAACGGUAAUUUCAACAGUAAUCCCUGCAAAUUCAACCGGCGGGAUCAAGUGAUAGACAAAGGUUUUUUACAGUUUACCAGGUAAUUUGACCUCCUCACUCACUUGCCUCCAGGCGAGCUCCUUUUUAUUCUGAUUUCGGUAAUUUGAAGAAAAGGAAUCAUAUAAUUUGGGGCACACACCAGUGGACAACCGUCCGUUUUCAUACAUCACCCAGCAACCUUCGUGCUGAUUAGUUAUCGUGACGUGAAUAUCCGCUCAAGUUGAGACAUUUUCAGCUCCCGCCCAAUUUGCGUCAUUCGCGCCACUAGAGUAGUACGAGUGUCUAAUCACGUCUUUAAAUCGUCUUAACAUGUAGUUCAGUCGUGCGAAUGAUUUUACUCGAGCUUGGUGUGUGGAGACAGUGAGAGUGAGUGACUAGAUAUUUCCACCUCUUUUUUAUUUGAGCAGAUAUUCAUAGUUUAGAGAGACCUGUAAAAGGCAAAGAUGUGGUGAAUCAAUGAUAACCUAAAAUAACUUUUUCCAGAUCAUUUUAUUUUGUCAAUAAUUUCUUUUAAAGUAAGGCAGGGUAAUAAUCUGAUUGUGUUUGUAGAAAAAUACAAAAAAAGGGGGACAGUAAGUGACUCUUCCACAUCUUUUUGAAUCCUCCUCUGUCUCUCUUUACCUCCCUCUAGCACCCGUUUGUGUCGCAGCCUCUCAGCAGGACGCUGGCUAUUGAGCUGCUGGACAAAGCCAACAACCCUGACCACAGCACCUUCAAUGACUUUGAUGAUGAUGACCCUGAACCAGAGGUAACCUUUGACCCUCUGGGGCUUUGCUUUCAAAACAAAAUCAAACUUGUAGACCUGUUAACACACCAGUGACACUGUUUUGCAGGGUCUCGCUACUCUCUCCCAUUUUUUUCAUGAAAUUCCUCUUCAGUUCCUGUUCACCCUCCUCAGGCUCAGUUCCUAUUUGCUCUGGCACUUAUGACUCAUCUGUCUGCUCUUUGUCCUUCUUUUUCUUUCCUCUCGCCUUCUUUGGCCCCAAUUUUUUUUUCCUGUUCACUCCUGGGCUUUCAACUUCUCUUCACCUUCUUUCCUCCUCAUAGCACUUCCCCUUACUCUCUUACCUUUCUUUCUCCUUCUUUCUCCCUUCUCUUUUACUCUCCUGUCCUCUUGUCUCCACUAUCUAUCCACUACCUCCUCCCUAGUUUAAGUACAGGGGUCAUUUCCUACCCAUAAGCCCAGGUGCUCGACGUGCACCCCGUUUCGCAGCCCGCAGGAAGGUACCAGUUUGGGCUGCGGUGUCUGAAGUGAUGUUAUUCUAACACAAACAAAGCUAUCAGUGUGUAUUUUUUGUUUAUUUCAGCACCACAGAUCGGGAUGAAAGACAAUAAUGCUAACGAUAUUUAUCCAAAAUUAAUUUCCCUCAAUAUCAAUAUAAAACAUGAUCAAUAUGCUUUUUUAUAACCAGCAUUCUGCCAUGAUUUGGUAGAUUAUACAAAUAGCCAAUGAAAAGGGGAGUUGCUCUGGGUCUGCUUCGCACUGAACCAAUCGUGCUGAAUUUAGAACCAAGUAGCAAACAACUGCGUAGUAGUAGGCUGCAGCUACACACAACCAUAGCACUUUGACACAUAAAGCUGACUCCUCUAUCGGUGAGAAAAAAAAUAAAAUGAGUGCUACCAAAAUGCAGAUGAAGGCUGAACAGAUGAUGACAUGGUCGACAACACACAAAAACAUUGGUGGGGUGGAGGUAUUUUGUUUUUUUGAUGUCGGACAUGAUUAAUGUGCGUUGUAAAUUAUGUAAAGUAUAUGUUCUCUCAAAGUCAAAGUCUCUCAAAUCUUUUUCACCACCUGAAGCAGUGCCAUGCAGCAGAGCAGGCACAGCCCAAAAGGUUACAAACUUUGAGCGGAGCAAGGAGCCCAUGGCACCUGUGCAGCUGAAACAGCCGACCGUUCUGCUUUCUCUAGCGCAACGCCUUAUGACAAAAUGUCUUUUUAUUAUUGUGAUAUGUAUCGAUAUCAACUAAUAUGAAAAAUAUAUAUCCUGAUAAACUUUUUCCCAUAUCACCCGGCCCUACCUUUGCGUCAAGUAUCUUUUCGUGACAUCAGUGUCUCAGUCACGUCUGCCAAUCUUUAACUACUAGAUUGAAGCAGCACUUUCAUAUUGUGAGUCUGUAACAGCAGCGUAACAAAGCUCCGCAAUCAUCAUGCCUUCAUAAUUUCAUAUUGAUCCUGCAGUGAUGUGAGAGUGGUGUCAUAGGAGUGUGUUGCAGUCUGACACUGCAGAAGCAUGAGAACUUUACAUAUGCACAUACACAGACAGCACUGUUCAGUCUUGUCUGCUCUGAUAACGACAAGCGACUCCACAUCAGCUCUGUUAUGCCUCUGUAACGACCUCUGAUGCUGGCACAACAAUAAGACGACUUGAUCCCUCUGUUUGGCCUUUGUGACAUGCAUAUUGAAGGUGUAAAUAUCACACAACAUUAAAAGGGUUAGGAUGGGUAAUGUUUUUCAUGCAGCCUCGAUGAAGAUCAUUUUCAUGUCUCCAUUUAGCAGUUUAAAAUCAUAGGGGGGUCAAAUAAGGGGGUUUUGGGAGCCAUCUUCAUCAUCCUUCCCCAUGAGAGUAACUAAUUAUGAGAUUUGUUUUAUUGUUUUGAAAUUCAACCACAUAUUUUAAACAGUUUGACUCCACAUUGACAAAAAAAUAAGUGUCUCAGUAAAAGAAAUGGUGCAUUUUUGUGUAGUCUUGUUUUGUCUGUUCCCAGUGCUUUGCAGGCAUGGUUUGAUGUUGCUGUGUUGAUAGUUUUUCUACAGGGAUGAGUUUGGAUUGUUCAGAGUUGAUUAUUUGUGAAUGUGUGGUUCUGCUGCGCAAACAUUAACACAAUUGCUAUGAAAUAAUGUGAACCCACUUUCGUAAAAGGAAACUUCCUACUUACUGGCAAAACUGUACAGUAGUUGCUUCAGUCAGUGUAUGAGGGCGUUAAAGAGAUAUUUCUGCGUAAAUUUAAGUUAGGGUCAAACAAACUGUAACACCGAGUUAGACACCCCCUCGUGAGAUGAAUGUUUCCGACUGCUUACUUCGCUAGUCAUACCAACUUAAGUAACGACCGCACAAUAGCAAUACACAGCGGUCUACGUCGCCACACAGAAACCUCAGCUAAAAAGCCACUCUAUAGCCACAAAUAAUGCUCAGAACAGCACCUAACUUCAUCAACAGUACAUACAGGGUCCCAGCCAUAGUACUAGUCAUCAAACAUCUUUUUAGCUUUGCCUAAUUUCUUUAGCCAAGAGACUAAACACAACUCACCCACUCUCCUCCAGCAGCCACUUGUUUAUGGGGGAGCCCUGACGAGUCAAUCAUCGAGUGCUGCGGGUCAUUUCCAUAAAAAGUAACCAUCAUAAUAAUAAUUUUGCACUGCAGACGUGAUAGUUCUUCUGCAUUUGCGUCUCGCUUUGAUUGUUCUCCAUAAAGUAAUGCAUAUAAAUGUUCUUUGAGCUGCAAAAACACUGCACUUACUGAUUGACUCAUCAGGGCUCCCCCACAAACAAGCAGCUGCUGGAGUUGUGUUUGGUCUCUUUGUUCAAGAAACCAGGCAAAGCUAAAAAGAUGUUUGUACUAACAUAGAUACUAGUACUACGGCUGGGACCCUAUAUGUCCUGUUGAUGAAGUUAGGAGCUGUUCUGAUCAUUAUUUGUGGCUAUAGAGUGGCUCUUUUGGUUGAGGUUGGUUUGUGAGUGGAGACGUAGACCGCUGUGUAUCGCUAUCGUGCGGUCGUUACUAAAGUUGGUAUAACUAGAGAAGCAAGCAGUCGGCAAUAUUCAUCUCACGAGGGGAUGUCUAACUCGGUGUUACAGUGUGUUUGACCCUAACCUAAAUUUACGCCAGAAUAUCCCUUUUAGGAAACUUCUUACAUACUGGCAAAACUGUACAGUAGUUGCUUCAGUCAGUGUAUGAGGGUAUUAAGACAAAGCAUUAACACAGCCUGAGUUGGAGAGUAGUUGAGUGGGUAUUGUGUGAUGCCAAGGUUGUGUUUUCCAUUGACUGUGUUGCUGUGUUUUGAUAGUUUGCAGAGUGUGGCUGCCUGUUUUUGCUGUGUCAUCAAAUCCUAGCAACAGGAAAUAGCAGAAGAAUCAGAUUUUUUUUAAACCUUCUGCAAUCUUUUCUUACUCUUUGUAAACUUCAACAGCAUGUGUAUUCUUUAAACGUCUCACUGAUUGUGUGUGUUUUUCUUUUUCCUGAUAGUCUCCAGUCUCUGUUCCUCAUCGUAUUCGUUCCACCAGCAGGAGCGCCAGGGAGGGGAAGACGCUAUCGGAGAUUAACUGUGAGCUCAAACACUGAGUUUCAAACAUUGAACACCAUAGAGGAGAUGGAAAUGCGUCUCUCUGGACUGAUUUUUCUAAUUGUAUUUUGUGUUUUACUGCUUCUGCUUCUUCUCCCUCAUACUCUCACUUUGUCCUCCACAGUUGGUCAGGUCAAGUUUGAUCCUCCGUUAAGAAAGGAAACAGAGCCUCAUCAUGAGCCGGUGAGUUAUUGGCUGUUGUUCAUAUAUGUGUGUGUGCGUACGUCUGUUUGGUUGGGUCACUCCAUCAGAACCAGCAUGGUAGAUCUUCUCUGACCACAGGAAGCACAACCACCAAUCACUGUUUUUGUUCAGCUACACUGAUAGAUAGAUAGGAAGUUCACAAAGUGUACUGUGGUGGUUAAGUAAUGUCAAGCCUUUAGUAGCCAAGGUAGAAAAAUCUACUGACCUGUUGCAUUCAAAUGUGCGACACUGCUUGCUUUUCUUCCUUUGGUGAAUGACCUGAAUCUGAUUUCUCCUUUUGAGGUCAUGGUGGCUGUUUUUUAGUGAGGAGCUUAGGUGCCUGAAGGGAGUUCAGAGUAAAACCUGCUUUUUUUUUGCCUUGAAUUAUGAACAAACUGGUUUCAUGCAGAUCAGGGAAGAUCAUUUGAUAGACAUACAUCGUUCUGACUCACCUAGCACAGAAAGCCUCAGGAAACCUGUUCAUAGACAACACGGGUGGGAAGUAGGGAUGAGCGAUAUGGGCUUAAAAAAUUUGUCACAAUAAGAUUUGCAAUUUUGGUGAUAAGGAUAAAAGUCUGAUAAAAAAUGUUCUAAUUACAAUCUAUUUUUUUCGCUCACGCUUGUGUCAUCAACUUGUAUUUAUCAUAUUUAUCAUGAGAUGGCAAAUAUUUAUCAUGGAGGAUUUUUCUGACGAUACACCGUGAAUGAUAAUUUAUCACCCAGCCCUAGUGGGAAGAUCAAUGGCUUAAUCAUCAUUUUGGGCCCACAACCAAUAUGACUCAGACCUGGAGAUUAGCAGUGGAAAGUACGGACACCAAGUAGCCCUACAAACACUAGCUGUCAGGCCUUUUAAAAUCAGCAUAUGUGUUUCAGAUUUGACAGAAAUCCUAGAAAAUUGUAAAAAUUUUGGCUUCAUUUUUUUUGUCUUAUGUUUGUGUAGAAACCUCUCAAUGAGUUUAUCUGUUAAGAGAGGUGUGGAAUAGGAUAGUUCAGGUUUUAUUCACAGCCACAGCAUAAAAAUAAGACCCCGCUUCCUCACGUCCUUCAACUUUUUUUUUCUUUCUUUUGCACUUGCACCUUCUCCACAAAUCCACUUUGUUAUUUUUCUUCCCUUCACAAUAUCUAAGCUCAUAUCCCUCUAUAUUUCUUCUCUCCCACUUUAUAUUGAUCUUUAAACUGAAGCACAGUUACAGACAUCUCUGUCAACCUUGAGGUGACAUUCAUCUGCAUUCAUCCCUUUCGCCCUUCAGUGUCCAUCCUCUCCUACAAGUAAUAUACUACCUUGGGGUCUGUUUUGCUGACCAGAUUUUUAUGUAGGAAUGCAGUGCAACUCUGUGUUUAGACCUGAGAUAGUGCUAAAACAUCACUGUGUUAAUCAGUACAAACUGUGUUUUCAUGUGAAUUUUGGAGGUUAAAGUUACUUCGAGCAGGUUUGAUAUAGUUUUAUGACUUACUAAGGAACAAACCCACCUAUAAAGACACUCUAAAGCCUGGAUUAAAGUAAUGUGGGAUCUUGUAGUAAAAGACAUACUGCCAAGUGGAAAAUGGUUGCUGCUCGAAUAUAUCUCUUUUGUCACUUUUGAUAUUUUAUUGUUAUCUCUUGUCUCUCCUCUUCAGUUUUGCUGAUUUGAACCCCCCACCUUCUCCAUUUUACUCCAUCCCUCCCCACAGCCUGCCCCCCCUCCCCAUUCAUCACCUCUCCUCUUCAGAUUAAUAUUGCAGUAUCUCCUCCUUCUCUAUCUUGCUGAGCCACAGACUUAAGAGCCCAUUUUGGCCUUAAUCCAUUUUUCAUCAAUCACCCGUGUCUCCACUCCUCCUCCUCCCUGUUCCCUCCAUCAGUCCAGGUUAAUGUAUUAACUGAGGUCUCUCUCGCUCUGUCUUGCUGACCAGUGUGAAUCUGAGCCCUAUCUGGACUGUGUUGAGGAGCUCUACUAUACCGCCAGAUCUAAUAUGGUAGUACUCUUUCUAUCUGCCCUCUGUCUCUCUCUACCUCUCCACCUCUCUCUCUUUUGGCCUCUAUCUCUGUCCUCCUGCUCUGGCCUUUUCAAUUUUCAGUCUGUCUACAUUUUUAUGACCUCUGCCUUCUUUUUUUUAUACCGCCGUCUUAGUCUGUCCAUGUUUCUCUUUAAUCCUUAAUUUCAUCCUGAAGGACAAUUCCUGGUCCUUCUUUUUGCGCUAUUGGUUUUCAAACCCUGGCUGUCUCUUAAUUUUAUUUCUUCAUUUUCUAGAGUGCUGAUUGUUUUGGCUGCUCAGUGUCUGACGUGUAUUUUUGUUCAUUUUUCACAGUUUUGUCCCAUCUAUUCUGGUCCACCCAUCUGUCUCUGUCCAUUUUUAGUAUACAUCUUUUUCCAGCCUUGGCUUUUGCCUCACUAACUGGUGUUGUAGUUGUCAUGGUGAUAAGGGUCCUUGGUGAUGUUGGUGUUCUUUUGUUGUUGUCAGACACACACACACACACACACACACACACACACACAAUACCAUAGACUGUAUAUACUAUGGACAACUUGGUUCCGCCUACCGCCUGUAUAUGGAUUUGAAGCCAAAAAGCUCUCAGUAAUUCCGGGAUCUUUCUUCAUUUCCUGAAACCAGUUCUGCGCAGUAACAAUGCGCGCAUUCUCCCCCGGGAGAGCUACGCAAUUCCUGAACGCCCAUAGGCUGUAUCAGGUGUCAAUCAUAAAAAACAUGAACCCCCUGAUAACUUUUAAAAACAGAGCUUCACAGAAAAAAAGAGGACUUGAGCACAAACCAGUCUUACAAUAACUACAUGUCAACACCGCAAGCAAGGGGGAGAAAAAUUUAUGUUCUGUGUAAUAAAUUUCUAAAGUUUGUCCACGACUCUACAAGCUUUGCUAGUGGAGGCGGGAUUUAUGACCUAUACUGCAGCCCAUCAACAGAGGGUGCUGUUCUCGGAGUGGCUUCACCCAGCAAGGAGGUAGACUCUGUCCAUUCUUUAUACAGUCUAUGCACAAUACACACUUUAAGACCAACACCCAUGAAAUGAAAACCCAUCUAUUAGCCUAGCUUUGUAUGAUAAAUAUCAAACUUAUCAGUGCCUUGCUCAAAAACCUCUAACCUCUUAUGUCUGACAGUUUACCAGAGAAAUUAGGCUUUUGUUUUUACCGUAAAUCCUUAAGUAGAGACUGGUGUUCAAUUAGCUUUAUCAAGACUGUGAUCAAGUCUCUGACAAGUGAGUAAAAGCUAACUUCAACUGAUUGGCCGGGGCACUUUCAAAAGUCUGUCAUGAAGAACAAGUGACAUUCACAAUGAUAAUAACGCUGCAACAAAAUUUGGUCCAGUGCAGCAGAGGAAGAAGGGAAUUAAAAAGGUUCCCAAAGAGAACCUUGUGCACUCAGGUGAAAGCAUCCCUACCAACAGUUUUGUCCAAAAAUGAACAGGAUACAUGGUAUGUUAAUCUGCAGCCCACAGAGAUAGCUAUCACCAUUCUCUUCGUUUUGUGCUGUGAUAGACAUUAUAGUUAGACAGAGAAACACCAGACUUCAUAGUUAAGUGUCAUUUGAAGUCGUCACUUUUAUCCAUGUUCAGAUCUCUUUGUCCGUCUCUCUGUUGUUUGUGUUCUCUCUCUUUGGCACCAUUGAUACUGAGCACCCUCACAUCUUGGUUACAGCCCAUUAUAGUCUUUCAAAAGCUCUGACACACUGAGGUAUUAAAGAAUAUGUUUUGAUCAUGGAAGGUCAGAAACAAUUUGAGAAUGUAAUGUUAAAUUUAGGGCUGCAUGAUUUGGGCCGAAAAUAAAAAAUCAUUUUUUUUCUCUGAAAACUCAAUUUUUGAUUCCGAUUUCAAUUUUUUAUUCAGUGACAACUUCACCAAAUAUCCCAUCACAAGAGAUGCAGAUAUACAUCCACACGAAGAUGGAAUGGUGGUCAUUUAUGGAUUUAUGCACUCUCUGACCUGUUUUCAAAAAGUUACGUUUACAGUUACCCAAAACGCCAUUUCCAUGUGGAUAAAACGCCCAUACGACAAAAAACGUCCGUUUACUCCUGAAUGGUUUGCUCUUCAUCCGAAACUGCGAAGCUGUACCAAUUUCACACGACUGACUCACUCUUGGCCCAUUUAACCACAAAAUUAUCGCCUUCUUUUGCAAACUCCUUGUUUGUUUACACUGGUGUGUGUGAGAACCGGGGGGCGCACCUGCAGGAAGGGGGAGCCUAUCGUGGCCUGGAGCCGCGAGACGUGAUAGAGAGGAAAAUUGAUUUUAUUUUUUUAACAUUGUCAUAAUUAAAUAAUCUGAUUGCAAUUCAAAAUUGAUUAAUCAUGCAGCCCUAGUUAAGUAAAUCACAAGUCUGCUUCGUAUAAAGGACCUGGUACCUUCUGAAGUAAAAACAAAUAAUGUCCCCAGUUUAUAUUUGAGGAUUUAUUGUAUUUGUCCUCAUGUGUGUUUGUGUCAAUAUCUGUCUGUCAGCAGAAUGUGUGUCUCGCUCUGCAUGCUUGUCGUUUCAUGUCUUCCUCUUACAAAAGUUUCUUUUUUCACAGUGCUGCAUUCACAUUGUGGCUUAUUGUAAAUGAUGAGAAAUAAGGUCUGAAUUUGUUUCAACAAGUGUCACGAAAGGACAGUAUGCACCUGAACCAGCUGGUGCCAAGUUGCAAAGCCCUGUAAUCUGGUUUUUAAAUACAUUUCCACAUAUCUGUUGCCUGUUUCACUGCAGUAUGAGAUACUCUCACUAUAGAUACUUGUUUAUCCACAACAAAGACCUUGCAUGAAUAUCUGCUCCUAGCUUCUGCGCUUAGCAGCUUCUUGUUAGCUUGGUCUGUUAGCUUGUUUGUCCACGAUUUUUGAUUUUCGCCACAUGAAGCUGCUGUUAGGGGUUUCUAGCUAGUUAUAAACAGACUGUUAUUAAUAUUAAUGUCCUCUAAGAUCUGCAAAAGCAAACCAGACCAUCAGGGACAAGACUGAGCAUUUCUAUGUAGUGUCAGAACAGACAAAUCAACAAAAUGUAAACUGCUGGAACAGCUAAUUUUUUACAUGUUCAUGGCAAUAAUUUAUGAUAAAUGUGGAAAAUAAAGGAGGAUGACAUUCUUAGUUAGAAAACGGGAAAAAGCAAAUCAUCAAAAAUGAAAUAGAGGUACCUCUUUGUUGACAAAGGGGCAUCAAAUCAUGACAAAACAAUAAUCCCCACAACACCAUUCAUGGCAAGAUUGGUCUGUGUUUAAUUUUAGGUCAAAUUAUCUUGUUGGCUACAGUCGAUGAUAAUCUUCCUGCCGGAAAGAGUUGAAAUUUCAGCCAGUGUGUGUUUUUUAUUCACUGUCUCUCACCUUGUUGCUUUUAUCUCGUGGAUAUACUGAAUAUCCAGGCUCCUGUCAUUGGGGCCUAAAAUGACAUGUGGUUACACCAGCCUCAGCUUCUGCAUGAACACAGACCCUAACUUGUGAGGACAGGUCUCAUGCAGAUAUUGCUUCAUGUUCGGUCCUUCAUGUUAGGACAAGCACAAAAACAGUUUAUACCCACCUGUUCAGAACUUCUGAACAGGUUUUAAACAAAUGGAGCAGAAUGACAGGAGUGAUGAACUGCACGUGAGUCAGUCUUAUCAGAUAAGUUAGGAUUUAGUUAUAGUUUGUCUCUCAGUAAACUCUGACUGCAAAUAAAAGGAUUCACUUCAAUCUUGUUUUUGGCUGAUCAUUAGUCUAAAUCUUCAUCUUAAUCAUAGUAAAUGAUAGUUAUACCUUUUUGAUGAAUAUAAUAAUUUCAUAAUUUUAGGCCACAAUGUGAACUCAGCAGGAGUCUAAUCGAUGCACAUAGAGGUAGCCUUACAUUCACUCUCUUCAUCCUCUCUAUAUGUCUGUGGUUACAAAUACAGCUCAAUGUUGGAUUUCUGUGAAUGUAGGGUUUCUUAUUUUUACCACCAAGAACAGCAGCUCUUCUUUUCGUUUGUCUAUUGAUCAAGGCUUUAGCUAUAGGUACUCUUUUUCAGUGAGGUUAUUGCUAGCUUGGCCAUGAGGUCAGAUACAGUCCCUCUUUAAGUGAGUCUGUUUUAUACAGUCACAGCUUUAAUGCCGUUUGUUUGUCUUUUAGGAUUUGCAGUUGGAGUACGGUCACGAGUCGCCAAGUCUACUGGGAGGAAACAAGUAAGUUAAAUGUUCACUUUCUCUCUUUCUGUCUCUCCCUUGCUCCUCGUGUUUAUUUCUUACUUUUUUUGAACAUUUUCACCGGGGAUGAAAGAAAAUAUCAAUACAGCACAGUAUCGCAAUAUUUUGUCUGGUGAUAUAUCGUAUCGUCUCAUUUACCAAGUAUCGAUUUUUAUAAAUUAAUUGCUGAUAUGAAGUCAAAUUAAUGAUAAUGAAAAAAUAAAAUUAACAGUUUAUCCAGUGAGGUUGGCAGAGGAGACAUCAUAGAGCAGGAGAAAGUUAGUACAACAAAUAUAUACACAAGGUUUGCAAGAUGUGCUACAUGAAAAUGAAAUACAGUGUAAUUAAGACAAACAUAAAGGAAAGACAAAUGCUAAAUUAGCUUAACAGUUGAAAAAAUUGUAUAAAUUGCAAUAUACUGUAUCCCAAUACUCACUGUAUUGCAAAAUGUUAAAAAUCGCGAUAAUAUUGUAUCGUUGGCCUCAGGUGAUUCCCACCCCUACUUUUUACUGACUUUAAUGACAGGCAUAAUUGAGAAAGCCACUUUUCAUCCUGUUUUUUCAUCUGAUUUAUUCAUAACUGCAGCUUGAGGGUGUUCUGUAAAAUGUUUGUUGUGAACUUCCUGCUUUGUAGCAGAAAGUUCAGUUUAGACCUGCACUACAGACUUGUCAUCCAGGUCUGACAAGGAUCAAAAAGAUUUCUCAAGCAGUUAAAAGUGGAUGAAAAUGAGUGUCAGACGAAACUGUUAUUUUCUUCCUGUCACUUAUCUUAGUUGAUUUCCAUCUUUGAUAUAUUUCUUUUCACUUGUCUGAUGUACAGGAGUCUUCUGAAAUCCGUGGAGGAGGAGUUACAGCAGAGGUAGGUCAGACUGUCAUGUCCUGAUUCACUCGGGUCCUCCUGAUCUGCUGGUGUUCUAACCCCGCCCACCCAUCAGCCAAUCAUUAUUAAUGCCAGGACUAAUCUGGGCCAAUCACAAGCAACUAACGCUGUUGUAACGACUCCAGGCUGCGACACCUCCCUGCGGUUUGGAUUUUUGUGGGUUUUAUUUUCACUCGUGCGGCUUGCUUCACGCUUUCAAUGUCAUCAGAGGAAGGCUGUGCUUCAUAGGAGCUUCCUGCAGAGCAUGGCACACACACACACACACACACACACACACACACACACACACACACACACACACACACACACACACACACACAGACAUGCACGUGUACAAAGAUCUUUAGCCAAAGCUGCAGUUGGUCUCUUGAGCAAUUAAACUGGAAAGCAUUAGGAAAUCUUUUUCCUUUUUGCUUAAAAGACGCCAAUGAUCUCGUCCUUGUGCUUUGCUAAUUUCCUCAAGAUAAUUUUAUCCAGCAGAUGUGCUUUAAAGAGGAAUUUGGUCUCAAUCACAAAUUUUUCUCUCAAUCAGCUCUCCCUCCCCUCCCCAAAAGCAAAGAAAGUUUUUAUAACCAUAGAGGGUUGUGAGGUGAGCUUAACAUCCUGGUCCACAACCUAGACGCUUAGUUUCCCAUCACAUUCUCACUAUACGUGAGCCAGAUCCACCUAAUCAAUGUAGAUAUUAAUGGUAAAUGAAUAGUUAUCUGUUAUACAUUAGUCAUCCUGUUGAGCCUCUGUAGAAGGACAGAUUUAAUAGUAUUAGUUGUAGUAGUAGAAGUAAAGGGGAUCAUAUUUCAGUUCUGAAAGUUAAUUAUUUCUAUUAUUGAUGCAUAAAUCCUCAGGACCCUUAAUCAAAGCCUACUUUUUGAAGACUGUUACUCUGAAAUAUCUGCAGGAGAGGGGGUUUCAUGCUAUGAACCAACCAGGUAGAGUAAAAGUAACAGAAAUCUGCAAGUAGUGAAACAAAUUAUUACAAGUAUGACUCUAAAGAACGUGUGCUGCCUGGUGAGGAGGAUCAGCACCUCUGUUUUUCAAGGAGGACCCAAAGUAACUGAUCAGCCUGUUGAAGUACUUGAACUAAAAGAUUUACAUGAGCAUAAAAGAUGGGGCAAGUUUGCAUAGAAAAAUACCAAUAUCAGUCAAUGAAAAGUGUUUUAGAUAAGAGGAUGUCACUCUGAAUCAUAUGUUUUAUGUUUUAAAUAUCGUAUAAAUGCUAUCUUGAAAUAAUGGGAUACAUAGUCUGAAACAGAGGGUGUCAGCUGUGGUUAAGUUACUGUGAAUCGAUGGAUCAGAGAUCCUCUGUAGAGGCGUGUGUAGAUCUGCAAGGACUGUUCAGUUCUGAAUGUUUGAAAUCAGACGUUUUUUGCAGCUUUUUAAGUCGACUUCAUGAUUGGACAUUUUAUUUUGGCGUGAAAAGAUCUUGCUACUUUGGAUCUCUUCAGUCCUUCCAGAUUAGGUUCAAGGUUAGAGGUAGUUUGUGGAUUGAGCUUCACUCAGCUCUCCCUCCCCUUUUCCCUUCUUCCUCCCCCCUUUCCACCUGUUCUCUCUCCCUUGCUUGCUCCCUCUCCCCCUUAACCUCUCCCCCUCUGAUACUCUCCCUGCCUCCUCUCCUGUCUGUCCCACCCCACUCUCCUCCUAUCUUCACCUCCUCUCCCAGGGGCCAUGUGGCACACUUAGGGGAUGAUGAGGAUGAGGAUGAUGAUGGUGCAGAUGAUGAUGAAACUCACACUCAGUAAGUGCUCUCCCUCAGUCUCAGAGCUGGAAGCCUCUCCCUCUUUGACUCUCUUUCCUCAGUCGCUCCUCCAUACCAAAGAGGAACAGAGAGGGAAGCAAAGGGGGAAGGGCUUCUUUUCAUGGCUACAGUUUCAUCCACGCAUCUCUGUGCAGCACACCCCACCAUCACGCCACAUACGCCACCUGUGUUUGUGUGUGUUUACAGCUGGUGUGUUUUGUAUGCCAUUAAUACUGUCUUGUGUGAAGUCUAAUAGCAACUAACAGUAACCCUAACCCCUAUAAAACUGACCUGGAGGCUGUUGAUGUGGAAUAUAUACAUAUUUUUUUGUCUUUUAGUGAGUCUUGAUCGUACCCUCUCAAACACAGAGGAAUAGCAGAUUUUAACUGAAUACCACAAAACUUAAGAACAUGUCUUUAAGUGAUUUGAGAUCCGAUAAAACUUUGGCUCUUCAUCUUUGCGGCCCUGUAUGCUUCGAUAGACUUCAUGCUUUGAUACUUGAACCUCAUGACAUGGACGUCUUAUUCGUCAUACUGUCAUUUUGUUUUGUUCUUCCCUUGUAAUGCCAGAUGUGUGUCUCCUUACUGCAUCACGGUGUGUGUGUGUGUGUGUGUGUGUGUGUGUGUGUGUGUGUGUGUGUGUGUGUGUGUGUGUGUGUGUGUGUGUGUGUGUGUGUGUAUGUGUGUGUAUAACGUUUUGUGUUUACUGUUGGUAAAGUCAGAAAAUUAAAAAAUUAAAAGACUAUGAACCCGACCUGUAAAAUGUUCCCCAUCUAGUUCCCUCGCCGUUCUCUGUAUCUGAAGUCGAUCGUCAUCGAUCAAUGAAUUUCUGUUGUGUGUGUGUGUGUGUACACAUUGCCUUCUGGCCUCUCCUGCCUCUAAUAAACCGUACAUUUGGCAUCCGGCCUUUUUCCCUCAUUGUGCCAAAGCCAAGUUUCCGAAAGUUAUGAGCAGCCCUUCUAGAUAAAUAACUUCAAUAGUACUCAAAAAAGCAUUAGUACUUAGAACAUACACCAAGUCUAUAUUGCUGAACUGGCUGCUAUGAAAAGUAGUGAAGAGUGAGUCAAGAGAUUUCCUCUUGGCUAUAAACAUGUCUAAAGCAAUAAAUAAGGAAAUGCCUUACAGCUAAAACGACUUUAGAAAUCAUUUAGAGCUCAACAGAAACCAACUUGUCAAGAAGAAUGACUCGUGACAUACCUACAGAAUCUAGACCCUCAUCAAAUUUAAAUAUUUUGGGAAUCACCGUAGACUGUAUAUACGAUGGAAUCCACCUUGGGCCAUUAUAUGAAUUUAAAGCCGAAUUGCUCUCAGUAUUUCCGGGAUUUUCUCCACUUUCUGGAACCACUACUGGCGCAGUAGCACUGUACGCAUUCGGUGAGAGAGUUGCUGUGAUGACACUCGGCUCAAACAGCGUAUCCCCUGGGUGAGCUACGAAAACGUUGUACCAAGUAUCAAGUGUCAAUCAUAGAAAACAUGAACUCCCUAAUAACUUUUAAAAAUGGCGCUGCACAGAAAAAAGGAGACUUGAACACUAACCAGUCUUACAAUAACUACAUGUCAAGAUCACAACCGGGGGGAGAAAAAUUUAUAUUCUGUGUCAUUCAUUUCUAAAGUUUGUCCACAGCUCCAUGUGUGUGUGUGCGCGCGCAUAUAUAUAACGUUUUGUGUUUACUGUUGGUAAAGUCAGAAAAUUUAAAAAUUAAAAGACUAUGUACCAGACCUGUAAAAUGUUCCCCAUCAAGUUCCCUCGCCGUUCUCUGUAUCUGAAGUCGAUCGUCGUCGAUCAGUGAAUUUCUGCUACAAAUCAUCAGGCAUUGGUUUUAAUUACUGAGUUUGCCAAGUAUUCCACUUUUUGUGGCCACCUGUGACAUCGCUGCCUUUUUUUACCCACCACACCACAUUUUCCAACUCUGUUUCCAGAUCUCUACACUUACUGUUUAGUUUCACUGAUCCAGUUCACACUCAUAUGACUGCCAUUCACCUCCAUGAAUUAAAAAACAAUCAUUUUUAUCGGCGCUCUUGUAUUUGUGUCCACUGAGAUAAGCUGCCAGCCUCUGUUAGUUUUCAUGUGUGUGCUGUGAUUGGUUCUUGAUGUGAUUGUCUGUCACUCAUUAACAAAGAGCUCAAUAAAUCCGAGGUUCAUUAGGCAAUAUGGAGGAAGUCUGUGUGAACACAGUGCUGGUCUAAUGAGAUGAUUAAAAGUUGCUAAUUUGGAUUUUCUGGAACUAAAUAUUUCAUACUUUUGGCUCAUCAAAUAAUCUGUUGAACGAAGAUUAAAAGUGUAGAUAUAAUUUAGUGAAGCUGUUUUAAUUUGAAAUUUUGCACACUAUUUCAGAGUCAGCACUGCUAUUCUCAGAGACUUUCAUCCUGCUGUGUUUGUAGUUUCCUCUCCCAAAUACUUGUGCUUGUAUCCGACUUUAUACUCUGUGUCUACAGCCGUUAUAUCUACUCCUGUCACUAAUGUCAGACUAUGAUUCUAGUUGUCAUUUUAAGAUUGCAUGUAACAUCUGAUCCCUGUAAAGUAUCAACGUCACAGUGGUCUGGAUGCACAGAAAGUGCUUUCAAGUCUUAAAUUAAAUUGUUCAAUUGUGUUUUUUCCCAAAACUUGUAGAAAUGUAGAAAUAUAUUUUUAUAUAUAAAGGGGUUUAUAAGAAAAGUAUGGGUACUAAAAAUGUGAUUUCAUGAAGUGAUGCCCCUUAUUGUCGAAGCACAAUUUGCUCUAAAAUGGCAGGUUAAAGCAUAGCCUCAUUUUUGACAUGUUGACAAAUGCAACAUGUAAGUUUUUCUGUCACUUUUGAGUGUUUUUAUGAACCCAAAUCUCGAAUCAUUUGUAUUCCUGUUUUUCAGUAAAUCCAGCACCAUUAUGAGGCCAAAGGUCCCACCUCCUCUUCCUCCCAAGGUACACAGCGCUGAGAAUAUCUCUUAGUCAACCAGUAUAUAUCAUCUUGAGAUCACUGUCAGGCUGCAUCUCAAUCCCGAUUUCUUCAAAGUUAUUAAAUAUGAGAAAUUCCCCUGAUGUUUGUCCUUGUUCAUAUUUUCUUGCAGCCCAAGUCCAUCACCACAUCCCAACAGCAACAAAAACAGGAUGAGAGCCAAUCACACAGUGAGGACGAUGGCGGAGGGGGAGGUACAAUCAAACGCUGUCCUGUCCCAGAGACGCCCAGCCCCGCCAAGCCCGCCUCUAACGUCCCACCACGGCCCCCGCCCCCGAAGCUGCCACCCCACCGUCGCAGCAGCCUAGGUAACGACAGCCCCAAACGCAUGGAAGCGGAAAACUCUACCCCAGAGGAUGAUGGGAGCUUUAGACAUUUCUGGGAGUGGCUCCACACGCCUCACACAGAGGAGGAGCUGGAGGAGGCAUGGGAGGUGCUGAAGGAGGUGAAAGAGGAGCAGGAAAAAGAGGAGGAAAAGGAAGAGAGUAAGAGCAGCAAACAUGAUAGAUUGGUAGUAUGCGCAGACCCUGUCGUCCCCCGAUUGGUUGUCUCCCAUUAGUCCUGGUCCUCGUAGUCUUAUUUCUUUGUUCCAUAAGUCCAUGAAUAACAGCGCUUUGACAUUUGUUUUUGUUUGUAGCUCCUUCUGUCCAUCAGCUCCUGAUCAAUAUAAGUGUUUGUCAUCUUUAUGUGAAGUCUGAUUGGUUGUUUAACCCAACCAAUUCAAAUCUAGUAGUCUGCUAUCACUCCCCCUCACUUCCUAGGAGGAAGAUGAAGAGGAGAGAACAUCGUCCUGGCUGAUCAGAACAACACAGGAUUGUGAUAGGAUAUGACAUGACAGCAAGUUAGGAAUAAAUCCUUGUAUUUGAACUUUUAUCCCACAAGAAAUUUAGAUUUAGAUAUAUUAAAUUUUUACUUGCACCAAAGAAUAAGUACAGUAUAGUGAAAUAUCCCUAUUGCUUCUGCGGCUAUGUCAGCACUGAUUUAACGUGGGAAAGGGGCUUUCAUUGUUUGCUGACCAGGUGUUUGAGGUUUUAUUUGUGGUAUGUUUGAAAGUUAGAAAUUUGAUUUAUUGUAGAUUUUUAAAAAGUUAUAUUGUAGCAGAAAAAAAGUAAUGAUCAAAGUAAUGCACAGAUGCCUGAAUGAUUUUUUGAACACAGCCAUCAGUAGUGCUGGGCUGUGUUUGUGUGCAAACAGCUGAGUGUUGUUCUUUUAGUUGUGUCAGGAGAGGCAGCAGGUCUUCAAACAUAUUUUUACCAGCUUAUGCAAAUAUUUUUUAUGUUAAACAUUUGACUUUGCCAAAUUUAACGCAGCUUUCCUCACUAAUCAGUGUUAUUUAAUCAACUUACCGGUUGAAUGACAAACCAUGGUGGCUAUCUGUCAGGCAGGUUGUAUGUGGUGCAUUAACACCUCCCCUUCGCUCACGACUAUAUUUGAUCCUCUGUAUUCUUCCUGCUAGCCUGCUCCCUCCUUCCCUCCCUCCCUCUCUGCUCCCUCCCUCAGUAGUUUGUUUGUUACAGAUCAAGUUUAACUCUCCGUGUUUUCAGCUCUGCAGUAAAAAAAAAAAAAACAGUUCUCACUAAACCCAGAUUAUAUUGAUGUCCGAGAAAGUGUCCGUGUGAGUGGACUGUGCUUGCAGAUGGAUCUUUUUUAAACACAGUGUUGCGUUUCCACGCAGGCCUCAUCCUUCACAUGGGCUCAUUCUGUCUUCCCAUCACCAUCAAACACUGAGACAUGUCUCUGUCAUUGUAGGUAAUGGGCUGAGUUCUCCACACAGUGGAGACAGGGACAGUCCUGCAGAAAGACAGUCCACUAUGCCCCCUAGUGUCCCCAUACGGAAAGAGAAGAAGGACAUUCCGGUAAACACAGCACACUGAUAGUAAAGUUUAUUGUACUGUAUAAUGUCAGUAUAAAUGUAUUAAGAGUUUCUAAAAACUGAUUCUGAAGAUAAUGCGAGUGUUUGAAGGAACUACAUGGUCAAUCAUACGUACAAGAUUCACUUACAGCAGGUUGCAAGACCCUUUCAUGGUCCGAUGCAAUAAUGUGUGUGUGUGUUCAUUUGUAUGUUAUAGAAGCCAAUCAGUAAUGGGCUCCCCCCGACACCCAAAGUCCAUGUAAGUAACCAUGUCUUUUUAUGUGACUGUAGAAAUCUGUGAUUUUGGAUAUUAUUAUGGACAUUUAUGAAGGUCUAAUUGAAGCAUACCCUGUGAUUGAUUUUUUUAAAUAUUCAAAAUCAAUCACGAUUACUUGUUGAAAACGUGGCCAUUCUUCUUUCAAUAAUUGCCUGAGUCAUAAAUUCACAGCUAUAUACUUAUUAUAAAUGAAGGUAAUAGGAUAUUAUACAUUUUAAAGAGGCUGUUUAACAGGCUUAGUAUCAACAUGCAGAGCAGGCUCAUGAAAGUGUAGCUGUAUAGCUCGAGCCCCAAAUCAAUCAAGGUGGAAGAGAAAAUAACACAGAAAUAUUGCCAACUGACAGUGGUUAGUGUUUUACCAGUUUGUUCUUACAGAGAGAGAAAAAAAGCAUGUCCGCUGGGACAUGAGCUGGGAGCAUGACUCAGUCACAGUCGUUUAGAAAACCUCUUUGAGCAUUCUGUAAAAAUGUCUUGUUUCUUUUCCUCCUUCACGUUUUGGUCCCCAAAAAAAGAAAAAAAAAACUUUGUAGGGACCUUGCACACAGCUGCAGCCUCUCCGAGGAUCUCAGCUAUUUAAGAGACCAAACACCCCCACAAUAGCUCUACUAGAUUGAUGUGAACGCAUAUUUGAAUACACUCUUUAUAAUCAAUCACUGGAUGUUCAAUUAAUCAUCAACAUCCCUGUAUAUAAGAUCAUAUAUAAGUAGUUUCACUCAAUAGUGAGCAAAUCAGCUCUGAAGUAACAAGCCCACUCACUAUGAACAUUCAACAAGAGCUGUCAGUAAUCAGCUUUUUCAAUGUGUGCUCUCAUUCACAGAUGGGUGCGUGUUUCUCAAAGGUGUUCAACGGUUGUCCUCUGAAGAUCCAUUGUGCAACAUCCUGGAUCAAUCCUGACACCAGAGGUAUCCAAUAGGAGAGCAGUUGAUUAGUAUAAUGCUGACUUAUAGUAUAACAAACGUUUCAUCAUUAGUUACUGUUCACUUUGAACCUGCCUGUGUGUGAUAUGUGGUAAAACUUUGUUUUUGUGUGUGUGUGUGUGUUACAGAUCAGUAUUUGAUAUUUGGAGCUGAAGAGGGAGUCUACACAUUAAACCUAAACGAACUACAUGAAACUUCCAUGGAACAGGUCAGACUUUAGUAGUUACAUGUUAUGAACAUGGUUGCAUUUAUUUAUUGUACAUUGUAUUUUGUCAAAUCUUAAAAACAACCACAGUUAAACAGUUUUCUUUUAAAUGUUACUAGUUCACUAUGAACUAGGGCUGGAGGAUUGAUUGGAAUCAGAUUAUUCAAUUAUGACAAUGUUGAAAUAUUUAAAUCAACAAAUCGAUUUUCCCCUUAUCACGUCUCAUGCUUCCAGGCCACCGUAGGCUGCCCUUUACUGUGGGAGCGCUCCCCAGUUCCCACACACACCAGUGUAAACAAACAUGGCGUUUGCAAAAGAAGGCGAUAAUUUUGUGGCUAAAUAGGGCAAGAGCAAGUUAAUUGUGCAGCCCUACUCUGAACCUGUGCAAAAUAACUGAGUAAUUUUACGUGACUCAUUUUCUCUCGUCCUCCUGUUUUGUUGCCUGUAUGCAGAUUUUCCCUCGGCGGUGUACUUGGCUAUAUGUCAUGAACAACUGUCUCCUCUCCAUAUCUGGUGAGUGAUAACAUGUCUGCCAUUAGGAAAUGUUUGGGAGUCUCUUUAAGAAAUAUUUGCAUGUAUCCUCCAAACAGGUUUGUGCAUGUUGUAUCUAAGGCUUCAUUUGGUGUAUUCUCUUUUCGGUCUGAUUGUCCUCUGUUUCAUCCCAGGAAAAGCCUCUCAGCUGUACUCCCAUAGUCUGGGCGGCCUGUUUGAACAGGCCAGACAGUUACAGAAGUUACCAGUAGCCAUUCCCACACACAAGCUGCCUGAUAAGAUGAUACCCAGGUAAGACUCUGACCAGGAAGUCAAUCUAAUCAGCAACAUGUAAUAAAGCUUAUCAUCUCAUAAUUCACUUUGUGUGGGUCAACAAAUUUCUGAAUAACCCUUAAUGACAAUAAAACUCAUUAUUAGGCUGACCCACUUGUGCAUAGGUGUCAUUUGUUGACCGACAGGAAUUUCUUUUUAUUUCUGUUUAUAGGAAGUUUGCUGUAUCUAAUAAAGUUCCAGACACUAAAGGGUGCCAAAAAUGCUGCGUAGGUAAGUAUCUAAAAGGAGCAGUUUUUCAGUCAUGGUGCUAACCCAUGUUAAAUCCCAAGUCCAUAAAUGUGGAGCUGUAAGCUAUGACAGAAAACAGAAUCACUAUCAGCUUGUGUUGUUUCCUUGCAGUUCGUAACCCCUACACAGGCCAUAAGUACCUUUGUGCAGCCUUCCAGUCCAGUGUCAUGCUGCUGGAGUGGGUGGAGUCCAUGCAAAAGUUCAUGCUCAUUAAGGUUAGUUCCUGUGUUGUGAAAUGUUGUCGGUGUUUCAUGAUCUAAAAGAUAUGACAGAAACCCAAAGACAUACUUACAAUGAUUUUUUCUAGAUAUCUAAAUCAAGUCUAUUUCGGAUAUUUUACAUUUUGAUGAUUUUCUGGCUCACUAUCCUAACCGCCCUCUCUUCAGAACAUCGACUUCCCGCUGCCAUGUCCCCUUGAGGUCUUUGAGAUGUUAGUGGUUCCCGAGCAGACCUACCCCCUGAUCUGUGUGGCGGUCAGUAAAGGCACAGAACUCAACCAGGUGGUCCGGUUUGGCACGGUCAACCCCAACUCUACCUCCUCCUGGUUCACAGAAGCAGGUGAGUGAAGUGUAGCCAGGUUUAUUCCUGAUAAAGUAAGUACUCUUUACCUGUUCUGACGUUGUUGUGAUCAUGAAUGGCUUGGUUCUUAUCUCUCUGUCUACAGACACACCACAGACAUGUGUGAUCCAUGUCACCCAGCUAGAGAGAGAUACGAUUCUAGUCUGCCUCGACAGUGAGUAACGUUCUUGUGUUCAGCCCUCAGGUCACACUGAAGAGGUUUUUGCAUUGCUGGAGUUACACUCAGCUGCUGUCUUUGUCCCUCUCUCUCUCUCUCUCUCCAGGAUGUAUAAAGAUAGUGAACCUCCAAGGACGGUUGAAAUCCAGCAGAAAGUUGUCGGCUGAGCUCACCUUUAACUUCCAAAUCGAAGCAACAGGUAAAAAGACAAAGAGAGGGCGCCAAACUUAUCACUAAUACUGUGAAAAUUCUGCAAACGGCAUUAAUAUGGAAACAGCCCAGCUUAUGACCACAUCUGAAACAAGUAACACAGCUAAAGGUCAAAGGAAUUAAAGUGAAUAUGAGUAUGUUUAAUACCUAUUUUCCUUUUGCAGUCUGUCUCCAAGACAGUGUACUUGCCUUCUGGAGGCAUGGCAUGCAGGGACGUAGUUUCAAGACCAAUGAGGUGAGACUGACUCUAUGUGACUCUGCUUUUUUUGUGUUGUGCUAACCUGAUGACACUUAAAGGGAUAUUCCGGUGUAAAUUUAAACUAUGGUUAAACACACCGUAAAACCAAGUUAGACACCCUCUCGAGAGAUUAAUGUUGACGACCGCUUGCUUCUCUCGUUAUACCAACUUUAGUAACAACCGCACAAUAGAAAUACACAGCGGUCUACAUCUUCAUGCACAAACCUCAUCCAAAAAGCCACGUAGCCAUGGUGUGUUUGACCAUAACUUAAAUUUACGCACUAAUAUCCCUUUAAAUGAGAUUUAUUUCAUGAUAACGAUACCCAGUUCUUAUUAAAUAGAUCAUAAGAGAGUAGCAGCCUCUACACAAGCGCUCCUGACAACUUGAAGAAGUCUGUAGCUGACAUUUUACAGAGCUGUCGGUCUAUAGCUUAAAAAGAUGCUGCAGUCGUACUAUUAAGGUCACAUUUCCAAGAUUGGAAUAAAGGAACAGAGCCUGAGGCUAUGGUAAUGGUGAUUAGUGAUAUGUUGAUUUUUAGUUUUGUUAUUGAUGCUAACAUGAAAAUGAACCCAGCAUCUUACCACAGUGUCAUAAAGUAUCAUAGUGCUUCACCUGCCCACAACACAAUAAACAAAGCAACCAACUAUAUAUGAAGAUCUUUGUCCGGGUUAUUCCUGGCAGCAGCUAACCUCAUCUCUGUGCUGCUUUGUCUGUUUUCCUCUCCUGGAUAUGCUGUCAUCAGAUCACCCAGGAGAUCUCUGACAGCACACGCAUCUUUAGACUACUGGGAUCAGACAGGUGAGCGAACACACACACACACCUGCUCCUUGCUUCCUAUAUAUCACACACACACACAAACACUCCCACAGGUCCAUGUUAACAUCCUCUCUGAUGUCUCAUCACGUGUUGACUGUAGAGAUCCAGAGGCUGAGGAAAGAGGCCUCACUGUGCCCAGGUAGACUCCCUGCUCUCUGAAAACCCUGCCUCUGUCUGUCGGGGUUCUUUGGAUCUUCUUAAUCCCAGAUGACAAAGGGAGAUAGUGUGUGUCUGCAGAAAAUGUUGGGAGGGAUUUUAGCUGCUGAGUCAUGACUUACAGACACUAAAAUGUCUUCGUCCACAUUGGCACUUGGAGUAAAAAAAAUGCAAAAAUAGGUCUGCUUUGGACCACUUUUGGUGUCUGUUGUGUCCUCAGUUAGCAGCUGGAUUCCUCAGUGACAGUGGUUGAAUGUCUGAGUCUUUGGCUGUCUGUAAAAACUGUAUUAUCAGCUUUCUCACCUUCCUCAGGGUCAACAGUGUACUUCUACAGGGCUCGACAGUGCGACCGUUUCACUGCAACCAAAAAUAGAUGUGUGCGAAUUGUAAAAUGUAUUUAGGGGCACAUGUGCUUAAAAAAAAAAAACGAGGCAACAAAUGUUUUUUCAUGUAAAUACCGCGACGAAGUUAGUUUUGGGUUGGAUAUUCGACGUACAUGCGCUGCUGAUCUACCAGUGCCUUCUCACUCUCCAUAACCGGGAAUAGCAACAGCAGCGCAGUUCAAUCUACUGGACAUCCUCGCUGUCAAUAAGGGACCAUCAAUAAAUUACCUGUUGAUGGUCUCAAAACAUCUGUUUUCCUUUAAUAGCUUCCAUGUCAUGUUACCAAUUGACCUAAAAUUGAUUUCAAGUGAUAGUUCUAAGGUUGGAAGAUAAGACAUACUCUUUUAUUUCCCAUAUUUGUCCUCUCUAAAUUUUUUGUGUUAAAUUUAAAGGUAAAUUUUGAACAUUUUCUUCAAUAGCUUCCAUUACAUGUGACCAAUUGACCUAAAAUUGAUUUCAAAUUAUAGUACUUAUGUUGACCAAUAAGACGCACUUUAUUUGAUCAGUUUUCAGUGUGCCCCUAAAGUUCUUUGUGUGCUCCUUACUUUUUUAACUAAGGAGCACAUGUGCUCCUUCUGAAAAAAGUUAGUGUCAAGCCCUGUUCUGGUGUCAAAGGCAGUUACCCCCUCUGCUCCCUUUUUCCAAAUAACACAGCUUUUACAGGGCCCAAGUGUAUCCUGUGCGGGUUGCUGGCUCUUUAUCCAUGCUGCUCACUAAAUCCUGGGUCUUACUCCUUUUUUAUAACUCACUUGUCUUUAUUUUUGUAUCAGGAAAAACUAACACCAUGCUGAAGCAGGCUGUGCUGCUCUUUUGUCUGGGAAUUUGGCUGUGAAAAAAGAACUUUUUUUUUUGUGACUUUGUCUUGAAACUAAACCUUGUGUUGUGUAUGCUUGUGUCUUUGGUUUUGUGUGUGUUUGUCUUGCAGGGUGGUGGUGCUGGAAAGCAGGCCGACGGACAACCCAACAGCCCACAGCAACCUCUACAUCCUGGCAGGCCAUGAAAACAGCUACUGA
Xyrichtys novacula (pearly razorfish) is the source of this 46618-nucleotide messenger RNA. The record is from the annotation of a GenBank genome assembly. Lineage: Eukaryota; Metazoa; Chordata; Actinopteri; Labriformes; Labridae.